AUGAUUCUGACUAAGAUGUUAGUGUACCGAGGGCCCGAUGGGGGCACGCGCUCUGAGACGUUUCAGAACACGCGGCGACAUAAGAAGUCGUGCGGGGAGCUCUUCCAGAACUGCUACAGGGUCAAGAUGGACCAACAACAGCAGGCCGUGGAGAAAGAGGACCGGGACAACCUGUGUCUUCCUGCUUCCAUUUCAUCUCCUACUGGGGUAAGACCUGCUUCCAUUUCAUAUCCUACUGGGGUAAGACCUGCUUCCAUUUAAUCUCCUACUGGGGUAAGACCUGCUUCCAUUUAAUCUCCUACUGGGGUAAAACCUGCUUCCAUUUAAUCUCCUACUGGGUUAAGACCUGCUUCCAUUUAAUCUACUACUGGGGUAAAACCUGCUUCCAUUUAAUCUCCUACUGGGGUAAGACCUGCUUCCAUUUCAUAUCCUACUGGGGUAAGACCUGCUUCCAUUUCAUCUCCUACUGGGGUAAGACCUGCUUCCAUUUAAUCUUCUACUGUGGUAAGACCUGAAUCCAUUUAUAUCCGACCUGGUAAGACUGCUUCCAUUUCAUUCAUCUCCUAUCUGGGUAAGACCGAUCGUCCUUUCCUCUCCACUGGGUACAACCUGCUUCCAUUAAUCUCGAAUGGGUAAGACUGCAGCCAUUUAUAGCCGACUGGGGUAAACCUGCGUCCCAUUUAAUCUCCUAACUGGGGUAGACCUGCUUCCAUUUAAUCUCCUACUCUUGGGGUAAACACCUGCUUCCAUUUAAUAUCCUACUGGGUAAAGACCCUGCGUCCUUUCAUCUCCUAACUGGGGGAGACCUGCUUGCUUUUCCAUUUCAUCUCCUACUGGGUAAGACCUUAAACCUGGCUGACAAGGUAGUAAUUAUUAUAAAGGAAUCUAAUUAAACCCAGAGGCUGUUUUGCUGUUCCUGGUCCAAAACCCUGCUCCACGCCGCGGCCGGCUAACAUGUCACUGGAGAGAGAGAGAGAGGAGAGUGAGAGAGAGAGAUAGGAUAGAGAGAGAGGAAAGAGAGAGAGAGAGCAAGAGAGAGAGAGGAGCAUGGAGAGAGAGAGAGAGCGAGAGAGAGAGCGCAGAUAGCGCGAGCGAGAAAGCAGAGAGAGAGAGAGCGCCCCUCGCGCGCGUCUCGCGCAAGUUGCCUCUCCCUACAGCGCUAAACCUCGCGGCUCUACGAGCUCGCGCUCGCUCUAGCGAGAGAGAACAAAGACAUAGACCUACGACAGAGAUAUGAUUAGAGUAGAGGAGAGAUAAGAGAUAGAGUAGGGGGUGAGAUAGAUAGAGCUCAGUCAGGAUUUGUAUUGUAACCUUUGUUUGUUCCAUCUUGAGCUGGAACGCUUCUGUAAACAUCAAUAUCAAACGGACAUUUGCGGAAGUGAGACACUGAAUGGUUUAUAUGUUGUACAGUCGUGGUCAAACGUUUUGAGAAUGACACAAGUAUUGGUCUUCACAAAGUUCGCUGCUUCAGUGUUAUGAGAUAUUUUUGUCAGAUGUUACUAUGGUAUACUGAAGUAUAAUUACAAGCAUUCCAUAAGUGUCAAAGGCUUUUAUUGACAAUUACAUUAAGUUUAUUCAAAGAGUCAAUAUUUGCAGUGUUGACCCUUCUUUUUUAAGACCUCUGCAAUCCGCCCUGGCAUGCUGUCAAUUAACUUCUGGGCCACAUCCUGACUGAUGGCAGCCCAUUCUUGCAUAAUCAAUGCUUGGAGUUUGUCAGAAUUUGUGGGUUUUUGUUUGUCCACCCGCCUCUUGAGGAUCGACCACAAGUUCUCAAUGGGAUUAAGGUCUGGGGAGUUUCCUGGCCAUGGACCAAAAUGUCGAUGUUUUGUUCCCCGAGCCACUUAGUUAUCACUUUUGCCUUAUGGCAAGGUGCUCCACCAUGCUGGAAAAGGCAUUGGUCGUCACCAAACUUUUCUUGGAUGGUUGGGAGAAGUUGCUCUCGGAGGAUGUGUUGGUACCAUUCUUUAUUCAUGGCUGUGUUCUUAGGCAAAUUGUGAGUGAGCCCACUCCCUUGGCUGAGAAGCAACCCCACACAUGAAUGGUCUCAGGAUGCUUUACUGUUGGCAUGACACAGGACUGAUGGUAGCGCUCACCUUGUCUUCUCCAGACAAGGUGUUUUCCGGAUGCCCCAAACAAUCGGAAAGGGGAUUCAUCCGAGAAAAUGACUUUACCCCAGUCCUCAGCAGUCCAAUCCCUGUACCUUUUGCAGAAUAUCAGUCUGUCCCUGAUGUUUUUCCUGGAGAGAGGUGGCUUCUUUGCUGCCCUUCUUGACAUCAGGCCAUCCUCCAAAAGUCUUCGCCUCACUGUGCGUGCUGAUGCACUCACACCUGCCUGCUGCCAUUCCUGAGCAAGCUCUGCACUGGUGGUGGCCCGAUCCCGCAGCUGAAUCAACUUUAGGAGACGGUCCUGGCGCUUGCUGGACUUUCUUGGGCGCCCUGACGUCUUCUUCACAACAAUUGAACCACUCUCCUUGAAGUUCUUGAUGAUCCGAUAAAUGGUUGAUUUAGGUGCAAUCUUACUAGCAGCAAUAUCCUUGCCUGUGAAGCCCUUUUUGUGCAAAGCAAUGAUGACUGCACAUGUUUCCUUGCAGGUAACCAUGGUUAACAGAGGAAGAACAAUGAUUUCAAGCACCACCCUCCUUUUAAAGCUUCCAGUCUGUUAUUCUUACUCAAUCAGCAUGACAGAGUGAUCUCCAGCCUUGUCCUCGUCAACACUCUCACCUGUGUUAACGAGAGAAUCACUGACAUGAUGGCAGCUGGUCCUUUUGUGGCAGGGCUGAAAUGCAGUGGAAAUGUUUUUUGGGGAUUAAGUUCAUUUUCAUGGCAAAGAGGGACUUUGCAAUUAAUUGCAAUUCAUCUGAUCACUCUUCAUGACAUUCUGGAGGCAGCAGACUUUGUGAAAAUUAGUAUUUGUGUCAUUCUCAAAACUUUCGACCACGACUGUAUUUAUAGAUUAUAGAUUAUAGAUAUUUGACUUGAUUCACUUGAUUGUUUACUCUUGGGGCUGCAGUUUAGCUAACGAAUUUGACAGAUCAAUGUGAUUUUUUUUAUUAGAACGAAAACUUCUAAAUUGCUUUCAACACCUCAUGUGCAUUCGCAUUGCAUAGCGGGCAGCCUAUCAGAAGAGUUGGAGGCAUGGCCUAUUGGGGGCGGGACUUUCAGUUUGUUAUCGUUGGCCACCUAUCAUGCCAGGUAAUGUGCUAUGUUAACAAAAAUAUAUAUUACAUGUUCACUGCCAGCUCUGAAUCUUCAAUGAUAUAAAGAGCCUAGAAAGGUUUCCAUUGAUCAGACAGACGGUCACCAUUUGGUUACAAUAUUGUACCCACACUGGAAAAACAUCCUGUUAUUUUAACAGUAACUUACUGGUUGCCAGUUACCUGUAAGCAUGGAAUUAGAAUACUAGAAUGGACAUUAACCUUCUUAGGAUGGAAUAAAGGUCAUCCAUUUUGGUCAGGGAGUUGGUCAACCAUGGUUUUCCUGUGCUGUGAUAAGAUAUUGUGUAAAAUAAUGAAUUUGACGGAUUUAUCUCUGUAUGUUUGUUAGCUAGCUAACCAGUCAGUUUUAGAGGAAUGAUUCCAUAAAUGUUUCUAAUUAACUGCCAAUAUGCCAACAUUCCAUUCAAACAAUGCAGUCAAUCUACAGCCAUACACUGGCUGAAAUCAGUUGAUGAUAGGACUUAGACAAGUUGGAAAUGCAACAAGUAGUGAUAUUGUAUCAUAUAAUAGCACUCACAGCUUUACAAGAAAACCGAAAUUUAGACAUUUAUGGUCUGUUUACAUAUAUUCUAGAGGCUAUUUACAGUUGAAGUCGGAAGUUUACGUACACCUUAGCCAAAUACAUUUAAACUCUGUUUUUCACAAUUCCUGACAUUUAAUCCUAGUAAAAAUGCCCUGUCUUAGGUCAGUUUGGAUCACCACUUUAUUUUAAGAAUGUGAAAUGUCAGAAUAAUAGUAGAGAGAAUGAUUUAUUUCAGCUUUUAUUUAUUUCAUCACAUUCCCAGUGGGUCAGAAGUUUACAUACACUCAAUUAGUAUUUGGUAGCAUUGCCUUUAAAUUGUUUAACUUGGGUCAAACGUUUCGGGUAGCCUUCCACAAGCUUCCCACAAUAAGUUGGGGAAUUUUGGCCCAUUCCUCCUGACAGAGCUGGUGUAACUGAGUCAGGUUUGUAGGCCUCCUUGCUCGCACAUGCUUUUUCAGUUCUGCCCACACAUUUUCUAUAGGAUUGUCAGGGCUUUGUGAUGGCCACUCCAGUACCUUGACUUUGUUGUCCUUAAGCCAUUUUGCCACAACUUUGGAAGUAUGCUUGGGGUCAUUGUCCAUUUGGAAGACCCAUUUGCGACCAAGAUUUAACUGACUGAUAUCUUGAGAUGUUGCUUCAAUAUAUCCACAUCAUUUUCCUUCCUCAUGAUGCCAUCUAUUUUGUGAAGUGCACCAGUCCCUCCUGCAGCAAAGCACACCCACAGCAUGAUGCUGCCACCCCCGUGCUUCACGGUUGGGAUGGUGUUCUUCGGCUUACAAGCAACCACCUUUUUCCUCCAAACAUAAUGAUGGUCAUUAUGGCCAAACAGUUCUAUUUUUGUUUCAUCAGACCAGAGGACAUUUCUCCAAAAAGUACAAGCUUUGCCCCAUGUGCAGUUGCAAACCGUAGUCUGGCUUUUUUAUGGCGGUUUUGGAGCAGUGGCUUCUUCCUUGCUGAGCGGUCUUUCAGGUUAUGUCGAUAUAGGACUCGUUUUACUGUGGAUAUAGAUACUUUUGUACCUGUUUCCUCCAGUAUCUUCACAAGGUCCUUUGCUGUUGUUCUGCGAUUGAUUUGCACUUUUCGCACCAAAGCACAUUCAUCUCUAGUAGACAGAACGCGUCUCCUUCCUGAGCGGUAUGACGGCUGCGUGGUCCCAUGGUGUUUAUACUUGCGUACUAUUGUUUGUACAGAUGCACGUGGUACCUUCAGGCGUUUGGAAAUUGCUCCCAAGGAUGAACCAGAUUUGUGGAGGUCUACACUUUUUUUUCUGAGGUCUUGGCUGAUUUCUUUUGAUUUUCCCAUGAUGUCAAGCAAAGAGGCACUGAGUUUGAAGGUUGGCCUUGAAAUACAUCCACAGGUACACCUCCAAUUGACUCAAAUAAUGUCAAUUAGCCUAUCAGAAGCUUCUAAAGCCAUGACAUCAUUUUCUGGAAUUUUCCAAGCUGUUUAAAGGCACAGUCAACUUAGUGUAUCCAGUGAAUUAUAAGUGAAAUAAUCUGUCUGUAAACAAUUGUUGGAAAAAUGACUUGUGUCAUGCACAAAGUAGAUGUCCUAACCGACUUGCCAAAACUAUAGUUUGUUAACAAGACAUUUGUGGAGUGGUUGAAAAACAAGUUUUAAUGACUCCAACCUAAGUGUAUGUAAACUUCUGACUUCAACUGUAUACAGGAAAAAGUGUAUAAAACCCAUAUAAACUGUAUUUAUAAUUAUUUGACAAUAUUUUACACAAUAUAAUACUUGUAUUUUCCUGCAUAAGUAAUAUCAGGUUUAGGCCUCUACUGCCAUUCAUUCCAAUUAGACUGGUUUGGAUUUCUCCCUGACCGAUAUGGCUGCCAUUUUCACCGCAUUCUGGAACUUUGAGGGUUCAUGACAUAGCCCUUUUAGUAAUUUAAUAGGAUCUCUAUAAGUUACUGUAAAACAUUUUUUUACAGGGCCUCCUGAGUGGCUCAGUGGUCUAAGGCACUUCAUCAGAGUGUUGAGGAGCCACUACAGCCCCGGGUUCGAUCCCAGGCUGUGUCACAGCCGGCCGUGACCGGGAGACCCAUGAGGGGGUGCACAAUUGGCCCAGCGUCGUCCGGGUUAUGGGAGGGUUUUGGCCGGCCAGGAUUUCCUUGUCUCAUUGUGCUCUAGCGACUCCUUGUGGCGGACCAGCCGCCUGCUAGCUGUCAGUUGGACGGUGUUUCCUCCAACACAUGGGUGUGGCUAGCUUCCAGGUUAAGCGAUCAGUGUAUCAAGAAACAGUGCGGCUUGGCAGGGUUGUGUUUCAGAGGAUGCAUGGCUCUCGACCUUCGCCUCUCCCGAGUCCAUAGGGGAGUUGCAGCGACAAGACUGUAACUACCAAUUGGAUACCACGAAAUUGGGGAGAAAAAAAAAAGAUUAUACAAACGUUUAUUUGGAAUCUACGGUAAUAUACUGUACCUUUUUUAACAGUAACUUACAGGUAACUGGCUGCCAGUAAAUUACUGUAAAAACAACAAUAUAUAUAUAUAUUUUUUACAGUGCAGUUAAUGUGGAAGUGUUAUGUAAAGAAGUUUUUGGAGCCAUUAUUUCAUGUUAUGCAACCAACUUAAUAUUUGAUGAACAGGAAAUGAAUUGAAUUGCUUGAAUUUCAAUUGAAGAAAUGUUGUUAAGUUAUUCCAAAGUGAAAAAUCUACUUGGUACAACAUGAAAACAUGGGUUGUAUAUACACUACCAGUCAAAGGUUUUUCUUUAUUUGUACUAUUUUCUACAUUGUAGAAUAAUAGUGAAGACAUCAAAACUAUGAAAUAACACAUAUGGAAUCAUGUAGUAACCAAAAAAGUGUUCAACAAAACAAACUAUAUUUUAUAUUUGAGAUUCUUCAAAGUAGCCACCCUUUGCCUUGAUGACAGCUUUGCACACUCUUGGCAUUCUCUCAACCAGCUUCACCUGGAAUGCUUUCCCAACAGUCUUGGAGGAGUUCCCACAUAUGCUGAGCACUUGUUGGCUGCCUUUCCUUCAGUCUGCUGUCCGACUCAUCUCAAACCAUCUCAGUUGGGUUGAGGUCGGGGGAUUGUGGAGGCCAGGUCAUCUGAUGCAGCACUCCAUCACCCUCCUUCUUGGUCAAAUAGCCCUUACACAGCCUGGAGGUGUGUUGGGUCAUUGUCCUGUUGAAAAACAAAUGAUAGUCCCACAAAACCCAAACCAGGUGGGAUGGCGUAUCGCUGCAGAAUGCUGUGGUAGCAAUGCUAGUUAAGUGUGCCUUGAAUUCUAAAUAAAUUACAGACAGUGUCACCAGCAAAGCACCCCCACACCAUAACACCUCCUCCUCCAUGCUUUACGGUGGGAACUACACAUGCGGAGAUCAUCCAUUCACCCACACCGCGUCUCACAAAGACACAGCGGUCUCUUCUUCUUAUUGGUGUCCUUUAGUAGUGGUUUCUUUGCAGCAAUUCGACCAUGAAGGCCUGAUUCACACAGUCCCAUCUGAACAGUUGAUAUUGAGAUGUGUCUGUGACUUGAACUCUGUGAAACAUUUAUUUGGGCUGCAAUUUCUGAGGAUGGUAACUCUAAUGAACUUAUCCUCUGCAGCAGAGGUAACUCUGGGUCUUCAAUUCCUGUGGUGGUCCUCAUGAGAGCCAGUUUCUCUUUGCUUAUUUGAGCUGUUCUUGCCAUAAUAUGGACUUGGUCUUUUACCAAAUAGGGUUAUCUUCUGUAUACCCCCCUACCUUGUCACAGCACAACUGAUUGGCUCAAACACAUUAAGAAGGAAAGACAUUCCACAAAUUAACUUUUAACAAGGCACACCUGUUAAUUAAAAUGCAUUCCAGGUGACUACCUCAUGAAGCUGGUUGAGAGAAUGCCAAGAGUGGGCAAAGCUGUCAUCAAGACAAAGGGUGGCUAUUUGAAGAAUCUCAAAUAUAAAAUAUAUUUGGAUUUGUUUAACACUUUUUUGGUUACUACAUGAUUCCAUAUGUGUUAUUUCAUAGUUUUGAUGUCUUCACUAUUAUUCUACAAUGUAAAAAAUAGUACAAAUAAAGAAAAACCCUUGAAUGAGUAGGUGUGUCCAAACUUUUGAAUGGUAGUGUAUAUUAGUGAGUAUUGCUGUUGUUUAACCAAAGGGGAAAUUAGGUUGAGUGUUGAAAGAAAUAUAGGUUUGUUAAUAAUCAAAUACAACAGCAUUGAAUCAUAUAUUUGGUUUCAACAAAUGUAGUUUUUUUUCAAAUGAGAACUUGUUUACUUGUAACCAGUUGACAAUAGAAAAAUAGUUAAGAGGUUUUAGGGUCCUUGAAUUGUGCAUUAUUGGAAUGUUUUAAAUUACUUUAUGGGAUUGACACAGUCAACAUAUUUUUGGUUAGUAAGCUUUUGAGGGCAUUUCUUUCUACAUUGCAAGCUUAUAAUGAGUUACAGAAUCUGAUGUUAUAAUUUAGGAAUUUAUGGACAAUAAUAAUUGAGAAUUGAGGAAAAUACAUAAAUAUUCUCUGUGACACAUACAGUAGGCCUACAUCUAAAGUGCAUCUGAUGUAGUACACAUGGUUAUCCCCAGCAAGGUAUUGUGGGAUUGACAUACAGUUGCAUGCCAUACUGAAAAGCCUUUGAUGCUAUAACAAUAAGCAAUUCAUUCUUUCACAUCCAACUGUUGGAUGAUCAGAUUAUACUGUGUGUGUGUGUGUGUGUGUGUGUGUAUGUGUAUGUGUGUGUGUGUGUGUGUGUGUGUGUGUGUGUGUGUGUGUGUGUGUGUGUGUGUGUGUGUGUGUGUGUGUGUUGUGUGUGUGUGUGUGUGUGUGUGUGUGUGUGUGUGUGUGUGUGUGUGUGUGUGUGUGUGUGUGUGUGUGUGUGUGUGUGUGUGUGUGUGUGUGUGUGUGUGUGUUUGUGUGUGUGUGUGUGGCACAGGCCUUUGGAGGUAGUAAUUCAACAGCUUGUGGCAAUUCACCGGUGCACCUUUGUCCUUGAGCUCUUGGAAGGGUACUUAGAUGUAGCUUUUUUUUUUUUUAUGGCUGCAAAUGUGGGAUUAUUUGACGUCAUGGCUGAUGACCCGUCUAACUGGGCCUGUCCACCUGUCUUUGGUCUGACUAAUCCAGGUUUUCAUCUCUUGCUGUUUUAGUCCUUAGUAAUGAAAAAAUGGAUCUGGUAGAUGCUUGUGCUUUGUGAUUUAGUGAGUCUCCUGAGAUUAAAACUCCGUAUGAGACAUUGGCAGUGUAUUUAUUCCUCAGAAGUUUCUUUGAUGCAGAGUGUGUUGUUUUGAAUAAGGUUUUUAAACACUAUUUUUUUUGUGCAAUUUUCUGCUACUUGCUUCACUGCUGCUGUUUGUUUUUUGAGAGGCCUAUACCUUGGUUGUGUUUUGGUGCUGCUAUUUUUGUUUUUUUAAGGGUACUUUAGUUUGUUAUUAGCCAUGAAUCCAUUUAAGCUUUUGAAGAUGGAUGAAGGCUUCAAAGGUAUGCAAUUUAGUUUGCUGUGAUUGUACUUUCUUUACUGUGUACAGGCGAAUAACAACGACUUGAUGUAAAUAACAUGUGCAAAGAAUUCACUCUGAGUAACUUCUACCUGUACUUUUCUCUCACACAGGCUUGAGGUUUUUAAGGGCCUUAAGAUUGAUACAGUUCUCAGAAAUCUUACAGUUUUUGAAUAUAUUAAAAACAAGGUAAGUGCAAUAUUAUUUUCUCCAACUUCAGUGUAUUUAAUUUAAGUAGAAUUCGAUUUUGUAUUCAUUCUAAUUAGUAGUAUUCCAAAUAUUUGCAUGCGCUAUGUUAUGAUAAUGUUUGUAAUUCUGACUUCAUCUGUGAUGAAUAUUGACACAGGUACAAUUAUACAAUACAUUUACUGUCUCUUCUGAUAUAGUGUGGCCUUUUUUAAUGUACAGUAGUUACUGGAAACUGUUGAAUAUAGAACCUCCUCUCUGAACUUGUGCAACUUUGAUCCAACUUUGUUAUUGGAUCAAAUAUAUUUUUUUUAUUUGAAACUAGUCAAAUGAGCAUGUCCUACUUUCAGACCUGGUGGAUUACUGGGGAACAGUUUGGGGUAUUUCUGUCAUAUUUGGGGAAAGAAAUAAGUUUCCGUAUUAAAUUACACCGUACUGCUGUGAUAACAAGCAAAUAAUAUAUUUCACUUUAAAAACUACAAUUAUAACAUGUUCUGGAUUGUUCUUUAGGAUGUAUAAUAUACCAUAUAUUCAAUUUUACUUCAAUUCCAAAUUGAUUCUGAAUUGAUGAUUCUGCUCUUUGAAACCUAUUGGACAUCAUGCAGCAUGAUGAAUGAUAUCAUUUACCCCACUGCUUAGAAUUAAAGCUUGUGAUGCACAGCUGUCAGGAAGAGCUUAUAGCUCAACAAAAUGCUUUAGAAUAAUCCCCAGACUCAUUAACUGUGAUGAAGGUAAGGGCAGAGCAGGACAGAACAAACAGUAUAUAAAUGGACUGGGGUCAGGGCAGACUAAUACUGGACAGGACAAUGCAAGUAACUGUAACAUUACUUUAGGAAUAUACAGUAAGGACUGUAACAUUACCGUAGGAAUAUACAGUAAGGCUGGUAACAUUACCGUAGGAUUAUACAGUAAAGACUGUAACAUUACCGUAGGAAUAUACAGUAAAGAAUGUAACAUUACCGUAGGAAUAUACAGUAAAGACUGUAACAUUACCGUAGGAAUAUACAGUAAAGACUGUAACAUUACCGUAGGAAUAUACAGUAAAGACUGUAACAUUACCGUAGGAAUAUACAGUAAAGACUGUAACAUUACUGUAGGAAUAUACAGUAAAGAAUGUAACCUUACCUUAGGAAUAUACAGUAAGACCUUAGGAAGAUUUGCAUGCACAGUUGAUUCUGUAUUGAAAAGUGAAGGGCCAUGAAAGCUAGUUCGUCAUUAAUUUUGGAUUUUGGAUUUAGAAAUAAUAUUUUGUGAUAUUUCAUAAGAAUAAAAACGUUUUUGGAUUAAAGCACGUUUUUUUUGGGGGGGGGGGUUGCUUUGUUGCUGUUACAUAAUAAUGUCGGCUGAGCAGCUCAGUGUGUAACCAGAUAUCAUCCUUUAUCCCAAAGGAGGUUCUGCAACCAGCUAUCAUUCUUUAUCCCAAAGGAGGUUCUGCAACCAGAUAUUAUCCUUUAUCCCAAAGGAGGUUCUGUUAGCAGAUAUCAUACUUUAUCCCAAAGGAGGUUCUGUUAGCAGAUAUCAUACUUUAUCCCAAAGGAGGUUCUGUUAGCAGAUAUCAUACUUUAUCCCAAAGGAGGUUCUGCAACCAGAUAUUAUCCUUUAUCCCAAAGGAGGUUCUGUUAGCAGAUAUCAUACUUUAUCCCAAAGGAGGUUCUGCAACCAGAUAUUAUCCUUUAUCCCAAAGGAGGUUCUGUUAACAGAUAUCAUACUUUAUCCCAAAGGAGGUUCUGUUAGCAGAUAUCAUACUUUAUCCCAAAGGAGGUUCUGUUAGCAGAUAUCAUACUUUAUCCCAAAGGAGGUUCUGUUAGCAGAUAUCAUACUUUAUCCCAAAGGAGGUUCUGUUAGCAGAUAUCAUACUUUAUCCCAAAGGAGGUUCUGUUAGCAGAUAUCAUACUUUAUCCCAAAAGAGGUUCUGUUAGCAGAUAUCAUCCUUUAUCCCAAAGGAGGUUCUGUUAGCAGAUAUCAUACUUUAUCCCAAAGGAGGUUCUGUUAGCAGAUAUCAUACUUUAUCCCAAAGGAGGUUCUGUUAGCAGAUAUCAUACUUUAUCCCAAAGGAGGUUCUGUUAGCAGAUAUCAUACUUUAUCCCAAAGGAGGUUCUGUUAGCAGAUAUCAUACUUUAUCCCAAAGGAGGUUCUGUUAGCAGAUAUCAUACUUUAUCCCAAAGGAGGUUCUGUUAGCAGAUAUCAUCCUUUAUCCCAAAGGAUGUUCUUCAAACAAAAUCCCCAUUAGGCACAUAUAGUGCAAGGGCAGAUAUGUACAACUGGAGCAGCCAAACUACUUUCUGUUAUGGUCAUGACUAUAGUACGGCACUAUUUUAAAUAACAGUUCAGUUAAAAUGCUACCGACGUUUAAUUGUAUUACCAAAUAUGGAUCCUGUACCUGUACACUUUGUUUAAACGUUCACAAGGCAGGUCUUUUGGCGUUGGACACUAUCAAAUGUUCACUGAUAUUGUCUGGCUCUCUUGUUUUCAAUAGCAAUUCCAUAAAACUGGUGAACUUAUGUUCAAUCUUCAUAAGCACAUGGCUAACAGCUGCAGGCUUCAUACAUUUGGUAAGUUACCCAGCGCCAUAAUGGCAAAACAGAAGAACUAUAUGAUUGUAAAUAUUCAGUCUCUGACACAUCUAACAGACAGGGAUGGACAUUCAUUUUAAGUAAAGUAUUGCACGACCUAGCCCCUUUUGACACUGCAGUGGGCUAAAUCAGGGUCACACAGAGUGAUUCUAGGUAGUCUUAAACAAAUCUACUUUGAAAGAAAAGUAUACACCUCACACACAUAUGGUUAUGGGCUUAAAGAAAAAUAAGACACCUGUACCAUGUCAGAUAUAGAGUUUAAAUGUAUUCAAUUUUGAGUUUGCUUCCCAAUAUUACACUUUAUAUACAUCACAGAAGACUGAAAUGUAACAAAACCGUUUGACAUAGAAACACCGGAUUUUCAGCAGUAAAAAAAAAAAAUAUAUGUUGAUUAAUUAUGAAAUUAUGAAAAAUAUGAAUAACAUUCCACCCAUGAUCCCACUAGAGGGAGGUUUGGUAAUUUGACUGCAGGAAAGGGCUACAUACAUAUCCUACAGAGAGAUAUAUCUACAGAGAUAUCCUACAGAGAUACAGCUACAGAGAUAUAGCUACAGAGAUAUUCUACAGCGAUAUCCUUCAGCGAUAUCCUACAGUGAUAUCCUACAGAGAUAUCCUACAUUCAGUAGAUAUCCUACAGAGAUAUCCUACAGAGAUAUAGCUACACAAUGCCUCACCUUAAUUAAUGUUAUAACUGGAAUAUGUUUGAGUCUGUUUUUAAAAUGUGUAGGGCCUUUAAAUGGUAACAUAGUCAUUGCUUAUGAAAAUGUUUAUUACAGUUCUGGAGACAGUACAUCAUUGAUAAGUUAUAAGUGAGUGAGUAACAAAGUAACUAAGUAAAUAACUGAGUAUGCAAAUAAUACAUUAGGUGAGGGAGUGAGUGAGUGAGUGAGUGAGUGAGUGAGGGAGUGAGUGAGUGAGUGAGUGAGUGAGAGUGAGUAAGUAAGUUGUAAUACAAGAUUUGAGUACAUGAAAAAGGCUCUGCAUUUUCCUCUCUUUCAAUAUCCAGUAUUUUGACCUUUGUUCUAGGUGGAAAACUCAGGGGAUCCUUGGGAAAACUUCCAAAAUUCCCAGUCACUUUCCUACUGGGAAUGUGUCUACUUGCUCAUGGUUACCAUGUCCACUGUGGGCUAUGGAGACGUGUAUGCAAAAACCACCCUGGGCCGACUUUUCAUGGUGUUCUUCAUCCUUGGUGGUUUGGUAAAAAUCCCUCUUAUUUUAUUAUAUAUAUAAUCCUAUAUAACGCUUAUAUCCUUCAUGCAUACGAUCACACCUCCAACCAUCAUGAUACCUAUCCCUGCUGCUCUUACCAAUAGCUGGAAAGUCUUUGCACUUCAAAGCCUGUUGAAAUCGAAGCUCUAUUAUUGUCUUGUAGUUGAUGUUUUGUUGUGGCUGAGUUACCCAUGGCAGUUAAUUAUUGUCAAAUGUAUUAUAUUUGUAAGUAUUAUACGCCUAUAAUACUUAUUAUAUAAUAACUGCACUGAAGGUAUAUACAUUUACAUUUACUAUUAUCAUAUUGUAUAGUUUUAUUUCUGAGUAUAUACUGAAUUGCUGUAUGGUUCAAACCGAGUAAGAUUGGUUUGAUAAUGGUUCCCACUGUUAACUAAAAUAAUGUACGGUUUCAGAUGACCCAAUGCUUGAGCUUCCCCCUCCCCAAAUUCCAACAAACACAGUGAAAGGAAUGAUGUAUAGACCAGCGUGAUGGUCAACAUGGCACAUCAGUUUAUACCAGUAACACACAGCAGACAGUUAGCAUGAUGCAAGCUAAACCAUUCAACUGUUAUUAUGUUGAUUUUACUUGAUUAUUUCUAUUUUGGAUAACAAUGGAAGAAGGCUUAGUUCAGACAGUAGUACAGUACUACUAUAGUAGUUCGUUCAGACAGUACUACAGGACUACUAUAGUAGUUAGUUCAGACAGUAGUACAGUACUACUAUAGUAGUUAGUUCAGACAGUAGUACAGUACUACUAUAGUAGUUAGUUCAGACAGUAGUACAGUACUACUAUAGUAGUUAGUUCAGACAGUAGUACAGUACUAUUAUAGUAGUUAGUUCAGACAGUAGUACAGGACUACUAUAGUAGUUAGUUCAGACAGUAGUACAGGACUACUAUAGUAGUUAGUUCAGACAGUAGUACAGUACUACUAUAGUAGUUAGUUCAGACAGUAGUACAGUACUACUAUAGUAGUUAGUUCAGACAGUAGUACAGUACUACUAUAGUAGUUAGUUCAGACAGUAGUACAGUACUACUAUAGUAGUUAGUUCAGACAGUAGUACAGACCUAUAGUAGUUCGUUCAGACGUAUUACAGGACUAUAGUAGUUAGUUCAGACAGUAGUACAGUACUACUAUAGUAGUUAGUUCAGACAGUAGUACAGUACUACUAUAGUAGUUAGUUCAGACAGUAGUACAGUACUACUAUAGUAGUUCGUUCAGACAGUACUACAGGACUACUAUAGUAGUUAGUUCAGACAGUAGUACAGUACUACUAUAGUAGUUAGUUCAGACCAGUAGUACAGUACUACUAUAGUAGUUAGUUCAGACAGUAGUACAGUACUACUAUAGUAGUUAGUUCAGACAGUAGUACAGUACUACUAUAGUAGUUAGUUCAGACAGUAGUACAGUACUACUAUAGUAGUUAGUUCAGACAGUAGUACAGUACUACUAUAGUAGUUAGUUCAGACAGUAGUACCAGUACUACUAUAGUAGUUAGUUCAGACAGUAGUACAGUACUACUAUAGUAGUUCGUUCAGACAGUAGUACAGGACUACUAUAGUAGUUAGUUCAGACCAGUAGUACAGUACUACUAUAGUAGUUAGUUCCAGACAGGAAGUACAGUACUACCUAUAGUAGUUAGUUCAGGCAGUAAGUAGUACAGUACUACUAUAGUAGUUUAGUUCCAGACAGUAGUAAGUAAUACAUAGUAGUAGUUCAGGCAGAGUCGUAUACUAAGGUUAGUUCAGAACAGUAGUACAGGACUACUAUAGUAGUAGUUCAGGACAGUAGUACAGUACUACUAUAGUAGUUAGUUCAGGACAGUAGUACAGUACUUACUAUAGUAGUUAAGUUCAGACAGUAGUAGUACAGUACUACUAUAGUAGUUAGUUCAGACAGUAGUACAGGACUACUAUAGUAGUUAGGUUCAGACAGUAGUACAGUACUACUAUAGUAGUUAGUAUCAGACAGUAGUACAGGACUACUAUAGUAGUUAGUUCAGACAGUAGUACAGGGACUACUUAUAGUAGUUAGUUCAGAACCGUAGUACAGUACUAACUAUAGUAUUGUAGUUCAGCACAGUAGUACAGGACUACUAUAGUAGUUAGUUCAGGACAGUAGUACAGUACACUAUAGUAGUUAGUUCAGACAGUAGUACAGGUACCUACUAUAGUAGUUUAGUUCAGACAGUAGUACAGUACUACUAUAGUAGUUAGUUCAGACAGUAGUACAGUACUACUAUAGUAGUUAGUUCAGACAGUAGUACAGUACUACUAUAGUAGUUUAGUUCAGACAGUAGUACAGUACUACUAUAGUAGUUAGUUCAGACAGUAGUACAGUACUACUAUAGUAUUAGUUUCAGACAGUAGUACAGCUACUAUGUAGUUAGUUCAGACAGUAGUACAGUACUACUAUAGUAGUUAGUUCAGACAGUAGUACAGGACUACUAUAGUAGUUAGUUCAGACAGUAGUACAGUACUACUAUAGUAGUUAGUUCAGACAGUAGUACAGUACUAUUAGUAGUUAGUUCAGACAGUAGUACAGUACUACUAUAGUAUUUAGUUCAGACAGUAGUACAGUACUACUAUAGUAGUUAGUUCAGACAGUAGUACAGUACUACUAUAGUAGUUAGUUUCAGACAGUAGUACAGUACUACUAUAGUAGUUAGUUCAGACAGUAGUACAGUACUACUAUAGUAGUUAGUUCAGGACAGUAGUACAGUACUACUAUAGUAGUUAGUUCAGACAGUAGUACAGUACUACUAUAGUAGUUAGUUCAGACAGUAGUACAGUACUACUAUAGUAGUUAGUUCAGACAGUAGUACAGUACUACUAUAGUAGUUAGUUCAGACAGUAGUACAGUACUACUAUAGUAGUUAGUUCCAGACAGUAGUACAGUACUACUAUAGUAGUUAGUUCAGACAGUACUACAGUACUACUAUAGUAGUUAGUUCAGACAGUAGUACAGUACUACUAUAGUAGUUAGUUCAGACAGUAGUACAGUACUACUAUAGUAGUUAGUUCAGACAGUAGUACAUGACUACUAUAGUAGUUAGUUCAGACAGUAGUACAGUACUACUAUAGUAGUUAGUUCAGACAGUAGUACAGGACUACUAUAGUAGUUAGUUCAGACAGUAGUACAGUACUACUAUAGUAGUUAGUUCAGACAGUAGUACAGGACUACUAUAGUAGUUAGUUCAGGCAGUGAGUACAGUACUACUAUAGUAGUUAGUUCAGACAGUAGUACAGUACUACUAUAGUAGUUAGUUUCAGACAGUAGUACAGUACUACUAUAGUAGUUUAGUUCAGACAGUAGUACAGGACUACUAUAGUAGUUAGUUCAGACAGUAGUACAGUACUACUAUAGUAGUUAGUUCAGGACAGUAGUACAGUACUACUAUAGUAGUUAGUUCAGACAGUAGUACAGUAAUACUAUAGUAGUUAGUUCAGACAGUACUACAGGACUACUAUAGUAGUUAGUUCAGACAGUAGUACAGUACUACUAUAGUAGUUAGUUCAGACAGUAGUGCAGUACUACUAUAGUAGUUAGUUCAGACAGUAGUACAGUACUACUAUAGUAGUUAGUUCAGACAGUAGUACAGUACUACUAUAGUAGUUAGUUCAGACAGUAGUACAGUACUACUAUAGUAGUUAGUUCAGACAGUAGUACAGUACUACUAUAGUAGUUAGUUCAGACAGUAGUACAGUACUACUAUAGUAGUUAGUUCAGACAGUAGUACAGUACUACUAUAGUAGUUAGUUUCAGACAGUAGUACAGUACUACUAUAGUAGUUAGUUCAGACAGUAGUACAGUACUACUAUAGUAGUUAGUUCAGACAGUAGUACAGGACUACUAUAGUAGUUAGUUCAGACAGUAGUACAGUACUACUAUAGUAGUUAGUUCAGACAGUAGUACAGGACUACUAUAGUAGUUAGUUCAGACAGUAGUACAGGACUACUAUAGUAGUUAGUUCAGACAGUAGUACAGGACUACUAUAGUAGUUAGUUCAGACAGUAGUACAGGACUACUAUAGUAGUUAGUUCAGACAGUAGUACAGUACUACUAUAGUAGUUAGUUCAGACAGUAGUACAGGACUACUUCAGUAGUUGGAGUCAUUGAAAGGCGUCUCCUUCAUCUCUGGACAUUGUGCCUGAGUAUUAUCAAAGUGACAUUACCAAUACAAGUUUAUAUACGUUUAUGUACAUUUCUUUAUAUAGUUUAUAUACAUGUAAACAAUACUGUAUAUAAGUUAUAUAUAUAUAAGUUAAAUAUAUAUGUUGUAUAUACUCUACAUUUAUACAUUACAUUACAAGCCAAAUUUAAGCACACACAAGGCUUAACAUAUAUUCUAUUAAUACAUAAUAGUUUAGCUAAUUUAAUGAAUUGAUGUGCAGCUAUGUUACAGUAGGCUGUACUAUUCUAAUCAACCUGGCAUAAGUGUUUGUUGGACAAAACAUGGCAUUUAAGGUUUUUUCUCCCUUUUAUUACUCUAAACUUUUUAAAUCACAGAUUGGCAUACAGUUGGCCAACUGUGUCAUUUUUUCCUGCUUUUUUUCCUAACUAAAUAUCCGUAAAAGCUGGUUAAGUUAAAUUUCCUGACUUUUUUUUCUUCAUUGCUUAUCUUUUUUUUCUCUCUCCCUAGAAUCUGAAUAUGAAAAAACUUUACAUGAUUUCAGAUUGUGUUCUAACUUUUACCAUAAUGUAAUAAUCUAACUUUUUUAUAUCUAUCACCUAUUGUAUCCAGAGCAGUUAACAGUUUUUGCACAUUUUCUAUUCUAUUUCUUUUUUUUUUUUUUUUUUUUUAUUCUUGAAUUUUCAGAUUUUACGGAUACAUUUUAAGCAAAAAUAGACGCCCUGCUCUCUCUUUUGCCUAUCUUUUUUUUAGUCUCUUCUUCUGUCUCCUAUCUUCUCCUUAGGCCAUGUUUGCGAGCUACGUCCCUGAAAUCAUAGAGUUAAUAGGAAACCGCAAGAAAUAUGGUGGUUCCUAUAGUGCGGUUAAUGGGAGAAAGUAAGUAUCACUGGGAGGCUCUACUGCCUCUGCCUGCAGUAGAACUGUCCUCUGCAUGCCCUUUUCUUUCUCUGUUCCAUGCAUGUAGGCCAUGUUUGCUCGCUACGUGCCAGAAAUUGCUGCUCUCAUCCUUAAUCGGAAGAAAUAUGGAGGGAGUUAUAACUCGACCCGAGGCAGAAAGUAAGUCAAACAAAUAAACAAACAAAAAAUGAUUCUAAAAGGUGUGGUUUUGGUGUGACUUCUCAAGUUUCCCCCUCUCCUAAAGAGGGGUACCAGUAAUUAUUCUAAAAUGUUUUAUAUUGAAAAGUAGAGAUUAUUAUUAUUAUUAUUAUUAUUAUUUGUUUUGUUUUUUGGGGGGGGGGGGGGGGGGAGUCACACAGGUGACUGGAGAGUUUGGCCAUGAAAAGCUUACACUAUUGCUUUGUACCGGUAUUUGUGUGCUAGCCCGUCAUUGUGUCAAAAGCAUUAUUUGCUAUAUGCUUGAGUGUUUUGCUCGUUUAUUUACUAGAACGCUUACAUGUUUGUAUCUGUGUUUUGUGUUUGCCAAUCAUAUGCAUCUUGCCACCCACCACAAUGCAAAUAUUAUUAUAUAUAUAUAUAUUUUUUUUUUUCUUUGCACGUAAAGUCAGGACUGAUUCCAACUAUAGCUGUAGUAAUUUUUUAUAGCAUUUCUAAAUUCAUGAAUGUACUGCAUUUUUAACAUGAUGUGUCCUAUCUUGAUGACAGAGAUGAUGUCAUUGAAAAUAUUGCACAAUAACAACAAAUAAUAAUACUUGUCUUUAGUGUCCUAACAAACAGAUUUACAAGAAGGGACUAACCUGCGGUUAAAUAAUCAGCUAAUCUACAUUUAAUUUACUCCCAGAUUAUUUGAAAUGAAUGUUAAUAAAGUGGUCUAGCUACCCACUUUUUGCAUCUUUUGCAUGUCCACAUACGCUCUUGCAUGUUCCUCGCUUGCUUCUAGUUAACUUUUAUUUCCUUGUUUUUUUUUUUGUCUGGUACCACCAGUUCAUUUGAUUUUCCAAGCCCUGCUACAUUCCUGGCCUUAAUCUUCAGUCAGACCUACACCCUGAGGGCCAAACACUACCUUGAGAUGUGUGCGCAUAACUCAAAUUUCCAUGCAAAUCUCCCAUUGACAUCAAUCAAUGCAUGAUUCACGCAGAAAUUCAAGUUACACACGUGUUUCUCAAAGUACAGUAGGAUUCUGCCCUAAAUCCCUGGAUGCCUCAACCCUCUGAAAGAACUACUCUUGGCUCGCUUUUACAUUUUUUGUUGUUUAAUUUGUUGUGGAUAAUUUUUUGGGACUUCCUUUUAGUCAAGUCUCUUUAGUCAAGUCUCUUUAGUCAAGUCUCUUUAGCCAAGUGUCUUUAGUCAAGUGUCUUUAGUCAAGUCUCUCUAGCCAAGUCUCUUUAGCCAAGUCUCUUUAGUCAAGUCUCUAGUCAAGUCUCUUUAGUCAAGUCUCUUUAGUCAAGUCUCUUUAGUCAAGUCUCUUUAGUCAAGUCUCUUUAGUCAAGUCUCUUUAGCCAAGUCUCUAUUCAAGUCUCUAGUCAAGUCUCUUUAGGCAAGUCUCUUUAGGCAAGUCUGUUUAGUCAAGUCUUUUUAGUCAAGUCUCUUUAGUCAAGUCUCUUUAGUCAAGUCUCUUUAGUCAAGUUUCUUUAGCCAAGUCUCUUUAGUCAAGUCUUUUUAGUCAAGUCUCUUUAGUCAAGUCUCUUUAGUCAAGUCUCUUUAGUCAAGUCUCUUUAGUCAAGUCUCUUUAGCCAAGUCUCUUUAGCCAAGUCUCUUUAGUCAAGUCUCUUUAGUCAAGUCUCUAGGCAAGUCUCUUUAUUCAAGUCUCUUUAGUCAAGUCUCUUUAGUCAAGUCUCUAGUCAAGUCUCUAGUCAAGUCUUUUUAGGCAAGUCUCUUUAGGCAAGUCUUAGUCAAGUCUUUUUAGUCAAGUCUCUUUAGUCAAGUCUCGUUUAGCAAGUCUCUUUAGUCAAGUUCUUAGCCAAGCUCUUAGCAAGUCUCUUUAGUCAAGUCUCUUUAGCCAAGUCUCUUUAGCAAGUCUCUUAGUCUCUUUAGUCAAGUUCUUGCAAUCUCUUAGUCAAGUCUCUAGUCAAGUCUCUUUAGGCAAGUCUUUUAGUCCAAGUCCACUUAGGCAAGUCUCUUUAGUCAAGUCUCUUUAGCCAAGUCUCUAGUCAAGUCUCUUUAGUCAAGUUUCUUUAGCCAAGUCUCUUUAGUCAAGUCUCUUUAGUCUUGUCUUUUUAGUCAAGUCUCUAGUCAAGUCUCUUUAGGCAAGUCUCUUUAGUCAAGUCUCUUUAGUCAAGUCUCUAGUCAAGUCUCUUUAGGCAAGUCUCCUUAGGCAAGUCUCUUUAGCCAUGUCUACUUAGUCAAGGGUCGUUUUAGUCAAGUCUUCUUUAGCCAAGUCUCUGAAUAGUCCAAGUCUCUUUAGCCAAGUCUCUUUAGGUCAAGUCCUCGUUAGCCAAGUCUCUUAGUGCAAGUCCUCUUUAGUCCAAGUUCUUAUUCAAGUCUCUUUAGUCAAGUCUCUUUUAAGUCAAGUUUUCUUUGAGCCAAGUCGUCUUUAGUCAAGUCUCUUUAGUCAAGUCUCUUAGUCAUUCUCUAUCAUUCUUUUUUUAGGCAAGUCUCUUUAGGCAAGUCUCUUUAGGCAAGUCUCUUUAGCAAGUCUCUUUAGCAAGUCUCUUUAUCAAGUCUCUUUAGUCAAGUCUCUUUAGUCAAGUCUCUUUAGUCAAGUCUCUAGUCAAGUCUCUUUAGCAAGUCUCUAGUCAAGUCUCUUUAGCAAGUCUCUUUAGUCAAGUCUCUUAGCAAGUCCUAGUCAAGUCUCUUUAGUCAAGUUCUUUAGUCAAGUCUCUUUAGUCAAGUCUCUUUAUUCUUAGUCAAUUCUUAGUCAAGUCUUUUAGCAAGUCUCUUAGUCAAGUCUCUAGUCAAGUCUAUUGCAAGUCUUUAGGCAAGUCUCUUUAGUCAAGUCUCUUUACAAGUGCUUAUCAGUCUCUAGCAAGUCUCUUUAGUCAAGUCUAUCAGUCUCUUUAGCCAAGUCUCUUUAGUCAAGUCUCUUUAGCAAGUCUCUUUAGUCAUCUUUAGCAAGUCUCUUUAGGCAAGUCUCUAGUCAAGUCUUUUAGAAGUCUCUUAGCAAGUCUCUAGCAAUCUUUAGUCAAGUCUUUUAGGCAAGUCUCUUUAGUCAAGUCUCUUUAGCCAAGUCUCUUUAGUCAAGUCUCUAGUCAAGUCUUUUUAGGCAAGUCUCUUGUCAAGUCUCUUUAGCAAGUCUCUUUAGGCAAGUCUCUUUAGUCAGGUUUCUUUAGCAAAAUCUCUUUAGUCAAGUCUCUUUAGUCAAGUCUCUAGUCAAGUCUAAUUAGGCAAGUCUCUUUAGGCAAGUCUCUUUAGUCAAGUCUCUUUACACAAGUCUCUUUAGUCAAGUCUCUUUAGCCAAGUCUAGUCAUUUAGUCAAGUCUCUUUAGCAAGUCUCUUUAGCAAGUCCUUAUCUUUAGCAAGUCUCUUUAGUCAAGUCUCUUUAGUCAAGUCUCUUUAGUCAAUUCUCUAGUCAAGUCUUUUUAGGCAAGUCUCUUUAGUCAAGUCUCUAGUCAAGUCUAAUUAGGCAAGUCUCUUUAGGCAAGUCUCUUUAGUCAAGUCUCUUUAACCAAGUCUCUUUAGUCAAGUCUCUUUAGCCAAGUCUCUUUAGUCAAGUCUCUAGUCAAGUCUCUUUAGCCAAGUCUCUUUAGUCAAGUCUCUUUAGCCAAGUCUCUUUAGUCAAGUCUCUUUAGCCAAGUCUCUUUAGGCAAGUCUCUUUAGUCAAGUCUCUUUAGCAAGUCUCUUUAGCCAAGUCUCUUUAGUCAAGUCUCUAGUCAAGUCUUUUUAGGCAAGUCUCUUAGCAAGUCUCUUUAGUCAAGUCUCUUAGUCAAGUCUCUUUAGUAAGUCUCUUUAGUCAAGUCUCUUUAGUCAAGUUUUUAGUCAAGUUCUUAGUCAAGUCUCUUUAGCAAGUCUCUUUAGUCAAGUCUCUUUAGCAAGUUCUUUACAGUCCAGUCAUUCUUUAGUCAAGUCUCUUUAGUCAAGUCUCUUUAGUCAAGUCUCUUUAGCAAGUCUUACUUUAGUCAAGUCUCUUUAGUCAAGUCUCUUUAGUCAUCUCUUUAGUCAAGUCUCUUUAGUCAAGUCUCUUUAGCAAGUCUCUUUAGCAAGUCUCUUUAGCAAGUCUCUUUAGAAGUUUUAGUCGUCUCUUAGUCAAGUCUCUUUAGUCAAGUCUCUUUAGCAAGUCUCUUCAGUCAGUCUCUUUAGUCAAGUCUCUUUAGUCAGUCUCUUAGUCAAGUUCUUUACAAGUAGUAGUCAUCUCUUUAGCAAGUCUCUUUAGCCAAGUCUCUUUAGUCAAGUCUCUUUAGUCAAGUCUCUACAAAGUCUCUUAGUAAGUCUCUUUAGCAAGUCUCUUUAGUCCAAGUCUCUUUAGUCAAGUCUCUUUAGCAAGUCUCUUUAGCAGUCUCUUUAGUCAAGUCUCUUUAAGUCCUAGAGUCUCUUUAGUCAAGUCUCUUUAGCCAAGUUCUCUUAGCAGCCUUUAUCAAGUCCUUUAGCAAGUUCUUUAGUCAAGUCCUCUUAGUCAAGUCUCUUUAAGUCCAAGUCUCUUUAGCCAAGUCUCUUUAGUCCAAGUCCUCUUUAGUAAGUCUCUUUGAAGUCAAGUCUCUCUUAGUCAAGUCUCUUUAGCCAAGUCUCUUUAGUCAAGUCUCUAGUCAAGUCCUUGUCUAGUCAAGUCUCUUAGCCAAGUUCAUAAAUACAAGUUCUUUAGUCAAGUCUCUUUAUGUCAAGUCUCUUUAGUCAAGUUCUUUAGUCAAGUUUCUAGUCUAAUAUUUUCUUUACGUCAAUCUCUAUUAAGUCAAGAAUCCCUUUAGCCAGUUUUUCAAGUCAUUCUUUAUCAGUCUCUUAGCUAAGUCUCUAUAGUCAAAGUAUCUUUAGUAACUCUCUUUAGAAUCGUAUAAUACAGUACUCUAUUAUGGAAAGUCUUUAGCACUUUUAAUCAUAGUUUUGAGCAAGUUCUUUAGUAGUUUCUUAGAAGUCUCUAGUCAACCUUUAGCACACUGUUCUACUGACUCGUAAGUAUUAGUCUAGCGAAGUUCUUUCAUUUGUAGCAAGCUCUAGUUGUUCUUACUCUUUACGUGUAGUACACUCUUUAGGCAAGUCUCUUGUCAAGUAUCUUUAGCAAGUCACUAGUCAAGUCUCUUUAGUCAAGUCUCUUUAGUCAAGUCUCGUUAGCCAAGUCUCUUUAGUCAAAGCCUGUGUUGGUAAUUGAUUAUCUUCUCCUUCCUUCUGCAUUCUGAAGUAUUUCUGUUUCAAGUGAUUCAUUUUCUUAUGUCUCUGUCACACUGUCUAUACAUUCCCAUUUUCAUAUAUAAAUAUCAAUAGAACAUCUCAGUAAUAUUCACAUAAUAAUAUACCCAAUGCUAUAACAUAAACAAGAUACAAUACGAUAAAUAAGAAAUGGAAUAAGAUACAAUGUUAGACUUAUUUCAAUACCAUGUGCAGUAUGUGAGUUGUCAGUAUGUAUAUAUUACUUGUAGGUUUGGUACGUGAUGGAACUGACCAUUGCAAUAACAGCUUAAAGAAAUGCCCUUCUUAACCCCAUCCUGAGUUUAUCUCACGAUGAAGAGUUUAUCUCACAAUCCUGCAGGUACUAUCCUGUAGCAGGGACACUGUCUGAUGGAAAGCUACCCCAAUGUGGAGGCAAGAUGUAUCUUGCUAAAGAUAAGCUCUUUCCUGGAUUGUAGAAAUGUAGCAAUCGCAUCGUAAUCUCCAAAAAAGGAAAUUCUCAUCCUUUUUAAUCUGCUACUGGGAAGCCAGAAUGCGCUCUGCUCUGUGAUCUUUCCUGACCUGUCCUUCAGGCCUUACACAGAACUGACUGUACAGUAUAAGGGCUUUAGUACUGCCACCUGUUCACAUAACAAUGGACUGCUGUUCAUCAAAAGAACAUGUACUGUAGAAACCAGGGAGAAUGAUAUGUCUUUUUUUUUUGUCUACAAAGAAACAUACUUUUUCAGGUCCUUUUUUUUAUUGACUUUUUACUGUGGCGUGGACACUUUUUUUUUUUCUUCUGUCAGAUCCAACAUAUGAUUUCACUUUAUUUUCAGAGUCAAGAAAGAAUGUGAAACAUCCCUUCAGCAGUUUUAUCAACGUCCUUAUUUUGGCUGCAGCUUUUAGCAAACCAUAGUUUAAGUCUUAUGACUAUUCCUGGAUCUUAUUUCCUGUAGGCACAUCGUGGUCUGUGGUCAUAUUACCCUUGAAAGUGUGUCCAACUUCCUGAAAGACUUCCUACACAAGGACAGGGAUGAUGUCAGUGUAGAAAUUGUUUUUCUCCAUAAGUAAGUGUACCAAGUUUUUUCCUUUACACUUUACGGGCCAGUUUCCCGGACCCAGAUUAUGCCUAGUCCUUGACUUAAAAAAACCAUACUCAAUGGGAAAUUGAAAGUCCAUUAAAAGUGUGUUUUAUUCCAGGACUUUAGGUUUAAUCUGAGUCUGGGAAAAUGGCCCCAAGACUCAUAACAAUACUGAGUGUUUCAGAGAAGGAAAGGUGAUAGCAGCUCCCAUAAAUGACCCAAACAACCUUUCGGGAACUGCCACCACCUUUCCCUUGGUUUGGAAUACUCAGACUCUACAAUGACUAUAUCCUGAUAAGCAUCCAGAUCCAUGGAAACCGUUGGUAGAGCCAGCCAGCUACAUUUAUUGUAAUGCGUGACAAUAAAUUACACUUCAAUUACUACACAAUGAAUUGCACAUUGACUUGCUGAGGAGAGACCCCACUCAGACCCCAUUAACACAUGUCUCCUGUCUAUCCCAGUGCUAAACCUAAUCUUGAGGUGAAGGCCUCGGUUAACAUUAACAAACUCUUACUUUCUAUCCCAGUAUUUCCCCUAAUCUUGAGCUGGAAGCCUUGUUUAAACGGCACUUCACCCAGGUGGAGUUCUACCAGGGGUCCGUUCUCAACCCACACGACCUGGCCAGAGUCAAGGUAACCGGCCUGUUUCAAUGCAUAUGAAUCUACCUGACUCAUUCCUCACAGCCGCUAGCAGAGCAAACAGCCUCAACAGUGCAUUCUCCAGCCAACUCUUCAAGAACUGUAGCAGUUCCUUAUUGUAUAAAGUCAAUUUGGUCACACUUACAAAACAGUUACCUUUAUAAAGAGUUACAAUACGGUUGGUUACCUUUAUAAAGAGUUACAAUACGGUUGGUUACCUUUAUAAAGAGUUACAAUACAGUUACCUUUAUAAAGAGUUACAAUACGGUUGGUUACCUUUAUAAAGAGUUACAAUACGGUUGGUUACCUUUAUAAAGAGUUACAAUACGGUUGGUUACCUUUAUAAAGAGUUACAAUACAGUUUGGUUACCUUUAUAAAGAGUUACAAUACUGUUUGGUUACCUUUAUAAAGAGUUACAAUAGUUGGUUACCUUAUAUAAGAGUUACAAUAUGGUUACUUUAUAAAGAUCAAUACAGUUACCUUUAUAAAGAGUUACAAUACAGUUGGUUACCUUUAUAAAGAGUUACAAUACGGUUGGUUACCUUUAUAAAGAGUUACAAUACGGUUGGUUACCUUUAUAAAGAGUUACAAUACGGUUGGUUACCUUUAUAAAGAGUUACAAUACGGUUGGUUACCUUUAUAAAGAGUUACAAUACGGUUGGUUACCUUCAUAAAGAGUUACAAUACAGUUACCUUUAUAAAGAGUUCACAAAGGUUUUUAUAAUUGUAUUGUUUGUUUUUUUACUGUCAAACAUUCAUUGACACAUCAUUUAGCAGCCAGGUAAGUCAUUGAGAUUUAUAAAAGGUAAAUAAAUAGCCUAAAUACGACAAGAACAUAAUACUUUGUUAGAAGUUAGAAGUGAAAUGCUCUGUGAUGUAUGAUAGCUACUGUUCAUAGCUCUGAAUUAAUGUAGUUAUGAUCUCUUUGAUGCUGCUGUGGUGUCUUUAGAUGAAGCACCUGGGUGGUUGGCAUCUGUCUAAUGUCCUGAGUCUGCCUGCAUCCCAAAUGGUACCCUAUUCCCUACAUAGUGCACUACUAUUGACCAGAGCCCUAUGGGCCAUUGGAUGCCAUUUGGGACUCAGGCUCUGUCUGUAUAGAGUCAGUUCUUAAUCUAGUCGCUCUGUCAUCCCUCAGAUAGUCAGGUCUUAAUCUCUCUGUCAUCCCUCAGAUAGUCAGGUCUUAAUCUCUCUGUCAUCCCUCAGGUAGUCAGGUCUUAAUCUCUCUGUCAUCCCUCAGAUAGUCAGGUCUUAUCUCUCUGUCAUCCCUCAGAUAGUCAGGUCUUAUCUCUUUCCUCGUCAUCUACCUCUGAUUAAGUCAGGUCUUAUCUCUCUGUCAUCCCUCAGAUAGUCAGGUCUAAUCUCUCUGUCAUCCUCAGAUGAUGUCUCAAAGGUCUUAUCUCUCUGUCAUCCCUCAGAUAGUCAGGUCUUAUCUCUCUGUCAUCCCUCGGAUAGUCAGGUCUUAUCUCUCUGUCAUCCCUCAGAUAGUCAGGUCUAAUCUCUCUGUCAUCCCUCAGAUAGUCAGGUCUAAUCUCUCUGUCAUCCUUCAGAUAGUCAGGUCUUAUCUCUCUGUCAUCCCUCAGAUAGUCAGGUCUUAAUCUCUCUGUCAUCCCUCAGAUAGUCAGGUCUUAAUCUCUCUGUCAUCCCUCAGAUAGUCAGGUCUUAAUCUCUCUGUCAUCCCUCAGAUAGUCAGGUCUUAAUCUCUCUGUCAUCCCUCAGAUAGUCAGGUCUUAAUCUCUCUGUCAUCCCUCAGAUAGUCAGGUCUUAAUCUCUCUGUCAUCCCUCAGAUAGAGUCAGCAGACGCCUGUUUGAUCCUAGCUAAUAAAUACUGUGCAGACCCUGAUGCUGAGGAUGCUUCCAACAUCAUGAGGUACUGAGACAAUUUAACCAACCUAUUGUGUUGUACAAAUAUCCAUUGUAAAGUUAUGUUGAUAUACAAAACAUAUUCAAUUUACUAUCCCCUUUGAUACAUGACUAGAUGACAAAGAUUAUGCUUGAGAGUAUGUGAAAAUGUAUUUUGGAGAAAUGCAUUGAUAAUACAUAAAGUACCAAAGAGAAUUGAACUGUUAUAACUGACUGCCUUACAAUACGCCAAUGUCAACUCUCAAGUUCCCUAAGGAAGAAAACUGUGUAUCUACUGAGUCCUAGGACUCUGUAGAUGGGUCUUACGUUGUUCGUUGUAACAAUAUUCCAGGGUGAUAUCCAUCAAGAACUACCACCCGAAGAUCAGAAUCAUUACCCAGAUGUUGCAGUACCACAACAAGGUGUGUUCAGUACAACCCCUUCAGAGUGCUACUGAUUACACUGUCUCAUUGAACUCUAGCGGAGGCUCCUCUUGCACCUGCAAAAAUUCUGGUAAUUUUCCCACAAUUCCCAGGUUUUCCCAGAAUCCCGGAAUCAGAAUGGAUUAAGCAGGACAUUCGGAAUCCUCCAACCAGGAUUUCUAGAAAGCCUGGGAAUUAUGUGACAGUUACCAACAUUUUUGGAACCUUAAUAUCCCUGCAUCUUUCCUGCGUGUCCCCAGGCCCACCUUUUGAACAUUCCCAGUUGGAACUGGAAGGAGGGUGACGACGCCAUUUGUCUUGCUGAGCUGAAGCUUGGCUUCAUCGCACAGAGUUGUCUGGCUCAAGGCCUCUCCACUAUGCUGGCCAACCUAUUCUCCAUGAGGUCCUUCAUCAAGGUACAUGUUGGGGAGAGCUAAACAGAUUGUAAUCCCUAGGUCGCUCGUUCAAAUCCAGCUCUAAUGACCAGGAAGAGCUGGGGAUAUUGAACUAAUACUAUUCCACUUUUUCACAGGCUUUUGUACAGCAUUGUUCUCCAUCUUCUGGUCACACUUUGUCUGUAGGUGCCUGGGUCCUAGUCGAGACUAAUGAAGGGAAUAUUCAGACUAUUUUGUAGAUGUACCUACAUUUACAGGGUUAUUUGCUUUAUGGUCACUUUGUUAACGUUUGUGCGAGUCAAAUAAAAGUAUGUUCAUGAUAACAUGUUGUACAUUUGCAAGCCAUGUUUUAUCUGUUAUUGUGUCAGAUUGAAGAGGACACGUGGCAGAAGUAUUACCUGGAAGGAGUAGCCAAUGAAAUGUACACUGAGUACCUGUCUAGUGCCUUUGUGGGUCUAUCCUUCCCCACCAUUUGUGAGUAAGUAUGACCCUGUUUUCUGAAGUACCUACUAUAUCAAUGAUAUUCAAUCAACCAUCAACCCCACCUCUCUCUCUCUCAUCGAUCUCUCCCGGAUCUAGAUGAUUAUGUAGAUAUAGUAGACGAAUCUCCUUUUUUAUCCCUCGGAAAUCAGGAGAAAGCAUAUGAGCUAUCUCGUAUGUCCUAUGAUAAGAAAGACUCUAUCGGUACAGAGGAUGACGACUAUAGACUGUUCUAGCCCUAGUAUCGAAGAUGGGUCUCUCGUAGCAGUCUCUCUCGGCAUAUAAGCUUCCUAGACUACCGCGUAUCGACCGAUCGAGAGAGAUCUUCUAACUCCUCUCUCUCGUCUGGAUCAGCUCGUGUUGCAGCUCCCAGAGCCCCUCCUCACUCUCCUCGCUCAUCUCUCACUCUCUCUGUCCUCUCUCUCCCUCUCUCUCCUCUCUCUCUCUCUCUCUUCUCUCUUCUCUCAUUCAUCCCAUGAUUGUGUAUUCAUAUUGAUGUUUCUGAAUGCUCCUGUCUAGACUCUGCUAUGUGAAGCUGAAGCUGCUACUGAUCGCUAUCGAGUACAAGUCUGAUAUAAGGGAAAGCAGGUACAGUUCAAAUCAAAUCAAAUUUAUUAAUAAAGACCUUUUUACAUCAGCAGUUGUCACAAAGUGCUUAUACAGAAACCCAGCCUAAAAACCCAAAAUGCAAGCAAAGGAGAUGUAGAAUCACGGUGGCUAGGAAAAGCUCCCUAGAAAGGCAGAAACCUAGGAAGAAACCUAGAGAGGAACCAGGCUCUGAGGGGUGGCCAGUCCUCUUCUGGCUGUGCCGGGUGGAGAUUAUAAGAGUACAUGGCCAUUAAAGGCCAGAUUGUUCUCCAAGGUGUUCAAACGUUCAUAGAUGACCAGCAGGGUCAAAUAAUAAUCACAGUGGUUGUAGAGGGUGCAACAGGUCAGCACCUCAGGAGUAAAUGUCAGUUGGCUUUUCAUAGCUGAGCAUUCAGAGGUCAAGACACUCCUACCUGUGUAUUAUACAUUGGCCAAUUGUACUACGUGAUGUUUGUCAGACAUUGUAUUGUAAAAAAUAAUGUUGAACCAAGUCGCAUGCAGCACCAUACAGGUUAUCCAUUUGCCAAAUGUUUUAACAUGCAGACAUUUGCAAACCUCAAUAUCCAGACUGCCAUGACAAUACAGCUGUCCUGACUGUGAUCUAUUGUCAUUUAAACUUCACUUCAUACACAGUAGUAAUCACUAACUGGCACACUUUAUUGGGGGACGUUUCCUCGUUGUUUAUAGAAAGUUGACAAAAAAGCUGUCAUCAAGGCAAAGGGUGGCUAUUUGAAGAAUAUCAAAUAUAAAAUGUAUUUUGAUUUGUAUAACACUUUUUUGGUUACUGCGUGAUUCCAUAUGUGCUAUUUUAUAGUUUUGAUGCCUUCACUAUUAUUCUACAAUGUAGAAAAUAGUAAAAAUAAAGAAAAACCCUUGAAUGAGUAGAUGUGUCUAAACUUUUGACUGGUACUGUAAGUCAAAACUGUAACUUCGCCGCUCAGGAACAUUCACCGUCUUCUUGGUAAGCAACUCCAGUGUAGAUUUGGUCUUGUGUUGUAGGUUAUUGUCCUGCUGAAAAGGUGAAUUCCUCUCCCAGUCUCUGGUAACUGCAGGUUUUCCUCUAGGAUUUUGCCUGUGCUUAGCUCCAUCCCGUUUCUUUUUAUCCUGAAAAACUCCCCAGUAUUUGCCACCACCAUGCUUGAAAAUAAGGAGGCAGUUACUCAGUGAUGUGUUGUGUUGGAUUUGCCCCAAACAUAAGGCUUUGUAUUUAGGCCAAAAAGUGUUACUUUAGUGCGUUGUUGCAUACAGGAUGCAUGUUUUAUUCUGUAUAUUUGUAUUCUUCUUUUCACUCUGUCGUUUAGGUCAUUAUUGUGGAGUAACUACAAUGUUGUUGGUCCAUCCUCAGUUUUCUCCUGUCACAGCCAUUGAACUCUGUAGCUGUUUUAAAAUCACCAAUGGCCUCAUGGUGACAUCCCUGAGCAGUUUCCUUCCUGUCCUGCAGCUCAGUUCAGAAGGACGACUGCAUCUUUGAUGUAUCUGGGUGGUUUAAUACAUAAUCCACAGCAUGAUUAUUAACUUGACCAUGCUUAAAGAUAUAUUCAAUAUCUGAUUUGUUAUUUUUACCCAUCUACCAAUCACUGCCCUUCUUUAUGAGGCUUUCCAAAAGCUCCCUGGUCUUUGUAGUUGAAUUUGUGCUUUGAAAUUCAAUACUUGACUGAAGGACCUUACAGAUGUUGAAUGUAUGGGGGGACAGAUGAAGGGUUACCCCUAUUAUUUAAAACAGAGCGAGUCCAUGUAACAGACUAUGUGAUUUGUCGCAGUUCUGGGGUGACCAGGAUACAGGUAUGGUUGUGCUAUAAAGCCAACGACCAAAGGAGUUGGCUAUACAACACAAGCAGUUCUGGGGUGACCAGGCUAGGAUACAGUACCUUAGCUCUAAUGUUCUUCCAUCUCAGACACCCGACGUUACCUGAAUGUUCAUUCCCAUCCUUGACAGGUGGAGGUUCUAUAUGUUCAUCAUACUGUAUGAUUACAUCACAAAUUCCCAUUGGAUGAUGCAGUCAAUUUCAUAAUACCAGUGACAACUUUGAUAUACAUUUGUUUACAGUGAUUCUCAUGAGCUACCUUUCAGUCACCAACCUCUGUUUGUUCACACCAGAUAGCAUUCUUGUCUAAGUGUGUACCAUUCCUCGUGAUUAGAGCAUUAGGAUGCUAACUGUCUGUAACAUAAUGAUUCUCCUCAUUGACGGCCAUUUAUUUUUGUUUGUAUUCACGACAGCACCCUCAUCAACCCUGGGAACCAUGUGAAGAUGCAGGAAGGAACCUUGGGGUUCUUCAUCGCCAGCGAUGCCAAAGAAGUUAAAAGGUAGGUACUUGUACAGUUCAUGUAGGUGAAAGUAUCUAAUUGUUUUCUGUAGAAAAGACUCAGAAAGCCUCCAAAUAGAGUUUGACAUCAAAUUAUGUUCAAUUAAUCUUGGACUUACUGAUGGUUGGAUACUAAAAUAUGUCUGGGGUGUUUUCAUAGGGCACUUUUCUACUGCAAAGCUUGUCACGAUGACAUCACAGAUCCCAAAAGGAUAAAGAAAUGUGGAUGCAAACGAUGUAAGUAUUUACUGUUCUUUAAUAACAAUAUUUAUUGAGCGUUGUCUUUAAUGCACAUGCAUAUAUCACUGUGCCUUAGUAUGCUUCGUUAUUUAAAAUAUUUUAACACUGUGUAUACUAUACAUGUACUAUACUAUACUAUAUGUGUACUAUACUAUAUGUGUACUACUAUGUGAAUACUAUAUGUUUACUAUACUACAUGCGUGCUACCCUGGAAAUACUAUAUGUGUACUAUACUAUAUGCUAUACUAUACUAUGUGCUAUACUAUACUAUACAUGUACUAUACUAUAAUAUAUGUGUACUAUACAUGUACUAUACAAUACUAUAUGUGUACUCUACAAUACUAUAUGUGUACUACACUAUACUAUACAUGUAAUAUACUAUACUAUACAUGUACUAUACUAUACUAUAUGUGCACUCUACAAUACUAUGUGUACUAUACUAAAUGGAUACUAUACCAUAUGUGUGCUAUACUAUACUAUAUGUGUACUCUACAAUACUAUAUGUGUACUAUACUAUAUGCAUACUUUACUAUACUAUAUGUGUACUAUACUAUACUAUACAUGUACUAUAUUAUAAUAUAUGUGUACUAUAAUAUACUAUACAGGUACUAUACUAUACUAUAUGUGUACUAUACUAUACAUGUACUAUACUGUAUGUUAACUCUACAAUACUAUAUACAUACCAUAGUAUACUAUACAUGUAAUAUACUAUACUAUACAUGUACUAUACUAUACUAUAUGUGCACUAUACAAUACUAUGUGUACUAUACUAUACUAUAUAUGUACUAUACUAUAUGUGUGCUAUACUAUAUGUGUACUAUACUAUAUGUGUACUAUACUAUACUAUAUGUGCACUAUACUAUAUAUGUACUAUACUAUACUAUACUAUACUAUACUGUGCAUGUACUAUACUAUACUAUACUAUACUAUAGAUGGCUGUUGACAGGAAUUUGUUUACAGUCUAGGUUUAAGCAGAGCUAACAUUAGCAUAAACAUUGGUUGUGUCCCAAAUGGAGCCAUAUUCCCUUUACAGUGCACUACUUUGGGGCGUCGGUCAAAAGAAGUGCGGUAUAUAGGGAAAGGGUGACAUUUGGGACGCUACCAUUGUCUUUACAUGACCUACAUAGCCACUUGUCUAAACCAGUUAAGUCCUUUAUUAAUAAUUCACAGGAUAAAACCCUUUAACCUCUGCAUCUGGAAAGGCCAUAUGAUUACUUUAAAGGGGCAAUCUGCGGUUCUUACAUCCAUUUUUAAAGUAAGAUUUAAAUUGAUAAUAAAUACCCAUUGAUUCUUGAAGAAUAUGACUUAUAGAUGCCUCAUGAGCUUAGUUCAACUGACGUACCCCAUCAGAAACCAAAAUAUAAGCUUGUUUUAUUUAUUUGUUUGUAAAUAAUGUAAAUAUGUAUAGCCUCAAAAUAUCAUUAUAACUAUCAUUAUUAUAUCAUGGAUGGUCAGUCCUUGUAUCCAUAGCUAUGUCCAUGAAUCUGAGAGUAGUUACAUUUCUCCAGCCCCAUCCCUCAACUGGUUACCAAAUCAGAGGCAGGGUGGCCACUUUGUUAUUGUUCGAACUGCAGAUUGCCCCUUUAAACAAGCGGUGAGCGCACAAAUAACCUUCUAUGUUCCAAGACUGGGGUCCCAAAUGGCACCCUAUUUCCUAUAUAGUGCACUACUUUUGACCAGAGCCCCCUAUGGCCCUGGUCAAUAGUAGUGCACUAUAUAGGGAAUAGGGUACCAUUUGGGAUGCACACUUAUUCAUAUUUAAUGUAGCAGUCAAUGUUCUGAUUUAAGAGCAAGAGGAAAAAUGCCACAAAUAGCCUGGUCCCAGAUCUGCCAUGUUUGGCGUGACAAUGAUUAUAGGAGUCGACAAAACAGUACAAACAGAUCUGGGACCAGUCUUGACAGCAACGAAAACAGUGUUACGUUUCUCCUUUCAAGAUUUCAAACAGGCUUAUUCCACAGUGUGCCUAGACUGGAGACGCUUGUCUUAUGUUAUGCAUUAUGUCCAGUCCUAUUGACCCUAACACUUGAUGUAUUCUCUUCCUGCUGCCUUGGAACAUUAAACAAUGUAUAAACGGCUCACUUAUAGUGAUCUAUUGUGAGUGAUAUGGGGACCCUACCAUUCCCCUCCAUAGUACAGUCUGCUGCCUUGAAUUAGAUCUGUUAUUGUUGAAUUUACUGUCCAUGUUGCAUGUGGCGAAGGUCAGUACUGCUGCCUGCCUGCGUCCUUCAUUCAUAUCUCAUGUGGCGAAGGUCAGUACUGCUGCCUGCCUGCAUCCUUCAUUCAUAUCUCAUGUGGUGAAGGUCAAUACUGCUGCCUGCCUGCCUGCAUUUUUCAUUCAUAUCUCAUGUGGUGAAGGUCAAUACUGCUGCCUGCCUGCCUGCAUUUUUCAUUCAUAUCUCAUGUGGUGAAGGUCAAUACUGCUGCCUGCCUGCCUGCAUUUUUCAUUCAUAUCUCAUGUGGUGAAGGUCAAUACUGCUGCCUGCCUGCGUCCUUCAUUCAUAUCUCAUGUGGCGAAGGUCAGUAACUGCUGCCUGCCUGCAUCCUUCAUUCAUAUCUCAUGUGAUGAAGUCAGUACUGCUGCCUGCCUGCGUCUUUCCUUAAAUCAUCUCAUUUGGUGAAGGGUCAGUACUGCUGCCUGCCUGCAUCUUUCAUUCAUAUCUCAUGUGAUGAAGGUCAGUACUGCUGCCUGCAUCCUUCAUUCAUAUCUCAUGUGGUGAAGGUCAAUACUGCUGCCUGCCUGCGUCCUUCAUUCAUAUCUCAUGUGGGGAAGGUCAGUACUGCUGCCUGCCUGCGUCCUUCAUUAAUUUCUCAUGUGGCGAAGGUCAGUACUGCUGCCUGCCUGCGUCCUUCAUUCAUAUCUCAUGUGGGGAAGGUCAAUACUGCUGCCUGCCUGCGUACUUCAUUCAUAUCUCAUGUGGCGAAGGUCAAUACUGCUGCCUGCCUGCGUCUUUCAUUCAUAUCUCAUGUGAUGAAGGUCAGUACUGCUGCCUGCCUGCAUCUUUCAUUAAUAUCUCAUGUGGUGAAGGUCAGUACUGCUGCCUGCCUGCAUCCUUCAUUCAUAUCUCAUGUGAUGAAGGUCAGUACUGCUGCCUGCCUGCGUCUUUCAUUAAUAUCUCAUGUGGUGAAGGUCAGUACUGCUGCCUGCCUGCAUCCUUCAUUCAUAUCUCAUGUGAUGAAGGUCAGUACUGCUGCCUGCCUGCAUCCUUCAUUCAUAUCUCAUGUGGCGAAGGUCAAUACUGCUGCCUGCCUGCGUCCUUCAUUCAUAUCUCAUGUGGGGAAGGUCAGUACUGCUUCCUGCCUGCGUCCUUCAUUAAUUUAUCAUGUGCCGAAGGUCAGUACUGCUGCCUGCCUGCGUCCUUCAUUCAUAUCUCAUGUGGUGAAGGUCAAUACUGCUGCCUGUCUGCGUUUUUCAUUCAUAUCUCAUUUGGCGAAGGUCAGUACUGCUGCCUGCCUGCCUGCAUCCUUCAUUCAUAUCUCAUGUGGCGAAGGUCAGUACUGCUGCCUGCCUGCCUGCAUCCUUCAUUCAUAUCUCAUGUGGCGAAGGUCAGUACUGCUGCCUGCCUGCAUCCUUCAUUCAUAUCUCAUGUGGUGAAGGUCAGUACUGCUGCCUGCCUGCGUCCUUCAUUCAUAUCUCAUGUGGCGAAGGUCAAUACUGCUGCCUGCCUGCGUCCUUCAUUCAUAUCUCAUGUGGCGAAGGUCAAUACUGCUGCCUGCCUGCGUCCUUCAUUCAUAUCUCAUGUGGCAAAGGUCAAUACUGCUGCCUGCCUGCGUCCUUCAUUCAUAUCUCAUGUGGCGAAGGUCAAUACUGCUGCCUGCCUGCGUCCUUCAUUAAUAUCUCAUGUGGCGAAGGUCAAUACUGCUGCCUGUCUGCGUCCUUCAUUCAUAUCUCAUUUGCACGCUUUACUCUCAGGUCAAAGAUAACAUUUAAUACAGUCAAAAACUAAGAUAGAAUGUACCACCCAUAACCCAUAUCUCUGAACUCAAUUUCACUUGAAACAGUUACUGCAGGCUACCACCAGAUGUCCUCCUAACACUUCAACAAUCUGGAUGAGGUUAGAAUAAGUGAAUGGUUAGAUCUCAGCUCUGCUCAAAACAAAUCUAAAGAUACUGUGAAAGCAGCAAACAUUCUUGGAUAUUGUCUUAGUUAUUGGCCUUUAUACAACGGGUGGGUCUAAUCCUGAAUGCUGAUUGGUUAAAACCGCAUUGCAGCCGGUGUCUAUUCCACAAGUUACCACCGGCUAAAUCAAUGACGUUAAAAUACCUAUUUACUCUGUUCCAUCUGACUGCGCAAUCCACUGUCUCAUCAGCCCAGCCAGGCAAUUUAUAAACUUGAUCUCCAAUAUAACAAGCAUCUAGCCAUUAUCUCACAUUUCUUUUAGACUAACAUUUCGUUUUCAACAGCAGAGAUUUUUAUAAACCUUGCUGUCUGUCUCUCUGACAUUUGCAACAUUGUUUCAAUAUUCAAUUUCGAUCUCCAGCUGUCCCAUAGUAAUGAACGUGUCGGGAGUCGGGACGAGACAGACAGGCAGGCAGCGUUUCUCAGCCAAUCGAAAUCAGGCAGCGUUUCUCAGCCAAUCGAAAUCAUGAAUCAGCUGUCAUCAUUUUUUAUGGAUAUAUACAAAGAAAUGCCAAUUGAAAAAAGGUUAAACGAAAUGAAGUGCAGUCAAUUUGCAGUUUAUCCAGUUUCAGUUUGAAGUGAUUGUGUUACUGUAGCUGUGUUGUUGGCUAGCUCCUCUGAACAACAGUGUCCUGACGAGAGAGAACAUUCUCUAUGCCAGGAGAAAUCGCGCCCCAUUAGCCCAUUGUUAUGGAUGUGUCCAAAAAAAAUGUAACUAGAAAACAGCUUAAACAAAUGCAAAUGUGAUCCCCGGGACCACCCAUACACAAAAAAAAUAAAAUAAUGUAUGCACGCAUGACUGUAAGUCGCUUUGGAUAAAAGCGUCUGCUAAAUGGCAUAUUAUUAUUAUUAUUAUUAUUAUUAUUAUAUUAUUAUAGAUACCGCACACUUUUACUUUAUGAAUCCAACAAAAUGAGGACUACUUUACAUACAGUACUAUGAUGGAGUCAAACCAGUCUCAUGCAGCCAGGAGACUGUUGCCCAGUCCCACGCAGCUUUUACAUGUGUCCUUUACUGUAUGUGGCUAAUGUCUCAUCCUGCGGCUACAUCAUGUGAACUUCUCUGAGGAUGGAUGUCGACGUGAGAAAGAUGUAGCAUCACAGGCUUCAGCAUAACAUUGAGAUUUCACAGUGCAGCUUUGCUUGGGGUGACCAAACGCUUACAGCUCAUGUUCGUCACGAAGCCAGCUAACUGUUUUAUUUAAACCUUUAGGCUGCAUAUUGUAUCAUGUGAUAUAACUGUGGUGUAACUGUGAUAUUAUAUCAUGUGAUAUAACUGUGGUGUAACUGUGAUACGGUGGAUCAGUACUAGAGGUAUGAUGCACUACAAUACACCAUGGGUACAGUAACCCAGCCACUCACCUAUCAGAUGGGUACAGUAACCCAGCCACUCACCUAUCAGAUGGGUACAGUAACCCAGCCACUCACCUAUCAGAUGGGUACAGUAACCCAUCUGUUCCUGACAGUCUAUUUCACCUCCUGAGGACAUUUUUCAUCCCUAACUCCUCCCCUUCUACCCACACACAGUCACCUUUGACCCUUUGACAUGUACAUCCUCAAGUCUCAGAAGACAGCUCUACUGACUGAAGAUCCUCCUUUUAUGUGCAUAAGAACACAAGUUAGCGUCAGUGAAUAUUUUCAAACUAAAGCCCACAUUGGGAUUUAGCUACAUUGGUCAGUCUCAGAUUAUAUUAGGGUCUGACUCGGCCCCUGUUCCUUUUUGGUAGCACCCCUUCCAUGUCCCCCCAGGGACUCCCCUCCCAAGUCUCUCCCACCCCUCUCUAGGUUACAGAAUAACUCCCCACCCUCUCUAGUACAGAAUAACCUGCCUCCAUUGCCAUUUCCUGCUAUUCACUCCACCCCUCCUAUCCUCCACCCCAUCCACCCCCCCCCUCCACCCCGCCACACCCUCCACCCUCCAUUCCUCCACCAUCUCCACCACCCCUCCACCCCAUUCCUCCACCCUCCACCCUCCAUCCCUCCAUCCCUCCAUCCCUACCCCUCCCCCACCAUCCUCCACCCAUCCACCUCCUCCCAUCCACCAUUCCUCCUCCACCCCCUCCACCCCUCCACCCCUCCUCCCCAUUCCUCCAUCCCUCCACCCCCAUCCCUCCACCUCCACCCCUCCAUCCCUCCACCCCCUCCAUCCCUCCAACCGUCCCAUGACUGUAGCCAAGAUGUCCGUCUACAAGAGAAUGAUGCUGGCAUGUUGUUUUGAUUGCGGCCGUUCAGAGCGUGACUGCUCUUGCAUGUCAGCCAAUGUGCAUCACCAUAGUAACACGAAGGACACCCUUCAUCAGCGUGGCUUCCCUCUCUCUCCUGUCUCUCUUAAUGAUUGCCCGACCACUUUACAUGCCUGUAAGUUGUCAACGUAUGUGACGCACACAGCGUGUGUCAUCCAUGUUCGUGAUGUGUGUGUGUGUGUGUGUGUGUGUGUGUGUGUGUGUGUGUGUGUAUGCACAUGCAGUACAAAGUCUUUGGCUUGUGUGUGUUUUCUGUGUCGUUUAGAAGGAAUCAGUAGUCUAAAUGUGUGAGUUGUGUUAGCUACUGCCGUGAUUGUUGAUGUUGUUGAUGUUGUUGAUGUUGUUGGAUAUCAGUGUGAUGAUGAUGAUGGUGAUGGUGAUGAUGGUUAUCCAGCAGUGUCUUUGUCCGGCUACUAGUGAAGAUGGUAGUUGUCUUCUAGAGCAUGCUAUGUUAGUCUGGCAUGUGUUUUAUUGCUGUUUUGGUUAUACUUUAAUAGUGUCACAUUAUUUAGUUGGUUAAGGUACAUCUCUUAUAUUAGAAGAAGUGCAGUUUAUUGACCAAAUUCUAUAUUUCUGCUAAUGUUAAGGUGUUUUUAGUGGAUAAUACCAAUUCUGCUUGGCUUUAUUAUUUGGAUGUUAAUAAUAUAAUGUUAUUGUAGUAGGGUUUUAUACUACUGUGGCCUAUGUGGUACCAACCGUAGGACGUUUGCAUUUAUUUACUGGUGACCUGGAUCACUCUCACUCAAUUAGGUGCUCUCAGAUUCAGGGCUGUAAGACAACACAGCUUGCCAAGAAACAAGCCCCUUACUGACAGAAAUACAGACAUGGAGCCGAGAGGGCUUAGUCUCCGAUAACUAAGGCAUUUUUAUAUCUCUCUGAGGUGUCAGAGCAUGACAUCAUCAACCCACACUAGUGUAUGUUGUGUGGCCUGGGAAAAGCAGAAUAUGCUAUGUGUUGUUACAUGUUACUUUGAUAUAAAAAAAAGUCAGUCCACAUUUGUUUAAGCAAACAUAUUUUUUUAAUCAAAAGCAGAUCUGCAGCACAUAGUAUAGUCUCUGGGGCUGUCCUCUCCCCCCAGCUGCAGCAUGUCAUCCAGCCAAGGCUAUUGUGGAUGUGACUAGCUGGCUAGGCGUAGUCUGGCUGCAUGGCUAAGUUAGCAGAGAAUGCGCCAGAGUUCGCUGUCUACACGGCAUGCGGCCGCUGAGAGGAGGGCCUCAUUCGGGCUGACAUGAAAAUUAUGUUUGUAUUUUUCAUUUUUGGAGUGUUACCGGUUGUCAUGAAACUCAGGGUGACAGUUCCUAACCCCCAGGCGGCCCAGAGCCCCCUCUCCUCUCCCCACUCCCUCUCCCCCCCCCCCCUCCCCCCCUCUCUCUUCUCUCUCUCUCUCUCGCUCCAUUUCUCUCUCUCUCUCUCUCUCGCUCUAUCUCUCCCCCCAUCCUUCGGGCGGCAGGUAGCCUAGCGGUUAAGAGCAUUGGGCCAGUAACCAAAAGGUUGCUGGUUAGACUCCCCGAGGCGGCAGGGUGAAAAAAUCUGCCAUUCCUCCCGUGAGCAAGGCAGUUAACCGGGCGUUGUGGACGUCGAUUAAGGCAGUCCCCCGCACCUCUCUGAUUCAGAGGGUUUGGGUUAAAUGUGGAAGACACAUUUCGGUUCACUGCAUUCAGUUGUACGACUGACUAGGUAUCCCCCUCACCCUUCUCUCCCCCUCUUGUUGUGGGACAGAUGCUAGCCUGUUAGUCCUGUGCCGGCCAAUCGCAGGCGACAGAUGCCAGGACCAGCAUGCUCUCUAGUUGAACAUGUCCUCUCAUUAGCUCAAAACCUGACCUUUAUGUUGGACUCUUCAGGGGUCUAAUAGGUAAGGUAUUGAUGAACAUGUUGGACUCUUCAGGGGUCUAAUAGGUAAGGUAUUGAUCAUGUGGAAUCAUGUGGAAUCUGGGAUAUUCCAUCUCUUUUUCAUGGGGAGUAAGGAAAACCUUUCCUUUGUAAAUGUAUUUAGCUAUAGGUCUCUGUCAUGAUGUAUGAAGUACUGUAUAUGCAGUAACUAAAACUACGUUGCACUGUGUCUGUAACAAUAAGAUUGAUCAUUUUAAGUUAACCAUUCAUCAUUUCAGCUUCCUGACCAACAAGGUAUCACAGUCUGACUUCAGUAUUCAACGUUUAUCCGGGGAGGGGGUUUAGCGGGGCAUCUCCCAACGUCCUGGGGACCUGGAAAAUCGUUGAAUACUGAAGUUAAUCUGGUGAGACCUGGCUGUGCUGACAGCAUCACCGCAAGUCAUUGAAACACCCUUAUUGACACCCACAUGAUACCAAUUGUUCUUUUCCAUUGCUUUGUUCCAUAUGGUCUUCAAGGCUCAGUUCAGAAGUGCCUUAAAGAGAUUGAACCCAACAGCGGCUUUAUAACCAACAUUAUAACCUUCCGUUAUAAGCUGUAUUAUCGGGCUGUAUAAUUUGCUCUCAUUGCAACAACCCUGUAACUUCUCAUUGUCUUUGCAUUUUUCUCAGCAAAAAAUAACAUUAACGGAUAUAUCAAAUCAAGUAAGUUUUGAUUUCCAAUGUAUGUUUCUGUUUUUAUAUCUGUUUCUUAAUGUUGUAAACCCUCCUUUCGGUCUCCUGUCCAUUUCCUGCCUCCAUCUUUCUGACUGUGUCUGUCUCCAUAUUUUCCUGUUUGCUUGUCAGCAGAGUUGGGGUCAAUUCAGUUAAAUAAUUAUUUAAGGAAGUAUACUGAAAUUCCAAUUCCAGUUUUUCCUAAAUUUCUAUGAGAAAAAAAAAUCCAUUUGGAAUUUCUGUUUACUUCCUGAAUUGACUGAAUUUAAAUAUAACUGACCUCAGCCCUGCUCGCCAGUCACUGUGUUUCACUGCUCAGUAAUCCCACAUCCCCAACGACUGACAUUGAUAAAGACACUGUCUACUACUGGACUGAACUGUGUGUCUUUGGGAGGGAGGCUAGUGUCUGUCUGAUGUUGCCCUUUGACAAUAAUGACCGUACAGUAGGCUGACGCGGUACAUGAGGCAACUGAACUUUGUAUAUCUUUCAUGAUAACAUUUAAUUUUUUUCACUGAAUUUUUUAUAUCACAGAACUAUGUGUGUUUUUCUGUUUUAUUCCAAUACUUUAUGUUUCAGUAAGUAUUAGUUGUAAUUGGAGCAGUAGGUGCUACUGUAUCUCUGGAUGUUAGAUUUAAGAUCACUGUUGGCCCAGCGUCGUCCAGGGUAGGGGAGGGAACGGCCGGCAGGGAUGUAGCUCAGUUGGUAGAGCACGGCGUUUUGCAACGCCAGGGUUGUGGGUUCGAUUCCCAUGGGGGGGCUCUCACUAACUGUAAGUCGCUCUGGAUAAGAGCGUCUGCUAAAUGACUAAAAUGUAAAAUGUAAUGUUAGAUCAAAGAUCACUGCACCGUAGAGUAAAGCGCUGUCCUUCUCAGAUAACACUUAAUGUCCGGAGAAUGUCAAGAGAACCUGGAAUCAAACGGAUCAGAACCAAUCACCCAGUAAGCCAUUGUAUCACACUAUUCCGUUGUUUUGAAAAAUGUUUAGGUAGAAAAUGACAAAACAUAAUUAUUGAGCAUUAUUUAGGAGGGGUAUAAGAUAGUACAGUUCUUUACGAUUUCACCAUUUUUUUUCCAAGUAGUGGAGGACGAAACAACAUUACUAUAGACCAUCUAGAGUAGAGGGUCUUAGAAAGUCAGCAAAUCUGCCACAAUGUGUUGUCCCUGCAGUAAAGCUGUGCGUGUUUGACGUGGGACAGAUGAGUGCAGGAGGUUUAGGGGACAGAUGAGUGCAGGAGGUUUAGGGGACAGAUGAGUGCAGGAGGUUUAGGGCCGGAACGGUAAUGUUUUAGACAGCUGACCGUUUAAAUAAUCAUCUCUACACACAUUGGCUUCUGAUCCCAGCUAGCUUUGGGAGAAGUGGAAAUAAUUGUUUUCCUCCUGAGGGUAUUGUUAGAUUUUAGUCAUAAUAAUAUUUUUUGGUCUCUUUUUAACACUAGAAAACGAGAUAAGCUAAAACGAAAUAAACAUAUAUUUUGCAGCUUUGAUUAGGGAUUCAAAUAGUUUCAAUUCAUUAGAUUUGUUGUGAUAAAAUAUGUUAAGUUGGUCCUUUUCAGACAUUGGUUGUAAACUUUUGUUAUGUAGUUGUUCUCAUAGUAGAACAAUCAAAGUAACACCUGAAAGCCCUGCUGUUGAUUUAUUCAUGUUUAUUAUGAAUAUCAAAGUAAAUGUAAUAUCUAACAUUUCAUUUAAAGAGUCUACUUCUAGUGGUUAAGUGGUGUUUAAUAACAAUUUGUUUCUUAAUUAUUGAACUAUUAGUAUUCUUAUGCCAUAAAGAAUGAUCCCCUACUUAAAAUAAUGGUGAAUGACACGUCUGUAAAAUAAAAUCUAAAUUCCCACUGAUAUCCGGUCCAUUAUGAAGUAAGUUUAAUUCAACCCCACAGCACCUCAUUUACAGACAGUAUAGACAUCUACGUUUCUUCUCUAUUGCUGAUUUUCAUUAUUCUCUAUCCGGCAGUUAACGACGACCCCUUUAUCAAAAGGUCAACCCAUCAGAACCAGUCUAUUAAAUUGAACCACAGCUCCACGACCAACGGAGCCCACCAUAAAGCAGCAACGCCCAACAGUGGAGUAGUAGUGCCCAUGUGUGGGUCCAGGUCUGGGUCAAUUCCUCUAGUCAACAACCGUAAAGGAAGCCUGCAGUCUUCCAGGCCCUCAGUGUUAAUGCGUAGCCUCCUGGGCUCCAGAGAGCUGGUCCAGGUGACCAGGGGGACCAUGGGGGCCAAGGGGGACCAGGGGGACCAGGGGGGCCAGGGGGGACCAGGGGGGGGACUGGGGGGACCAUGGGGGACCAGGGGGGAACCAGGGGGACCAGGGGGGACCAAGGGGGGACCAGGGGGACCAGGGGGGACCAGGGGGGCCAGUGGGGACCAGGGGGGCCAGGGGGCCAAGGGGGGACCAGGGGCCAGGGGCCAGGGGGACCAGGGGGACCAGGGGGGACCAGGGGGACCAGGGGGACCAGGGGGGGGACCAGGGGGGCCAGGGGGCCAGGGGGACCAGGGGGGACCAGGGGGACCAGGGGGGACCAGGGGGGCCAGGGGGACCAGGGGGCCAGGGGGGCAGGGGGACCAGGGGGCCAAGGGGGACCAGGGGGCCAGGGGGACCAGGGGGACCAAGGGGGCCAGGGGCCAAGGGGCACAAGGGGCCAGGGGGGCCAAGGGGGACCAGGGGGGGACCAGGGCCAGGGGGCAGGGGCCAGGGGGGCCAGGGGGACCAGGGGGACCAGGAGGGACCAGGGGGGCCAGGGGACCACGGGGGCCAGGGAACAGGGUACCAGGACCGGGGCCAGCAGCCGUGCCAGGUGUGGAUACCAGGUGACCACCGGCACAGCCACCCAGACAGGUGGCCACGGGGGGCUCAAUGAGAGUGAGACUCAGGCUAAGGAAGUCCCCCUCGUAAGGCACCUGCUCAAUGAGACGUUGAACAUGUAAGAACCCCCCUCAUGGCGCCGUGCGGCAAGGUGUGGUUAGCUAGGCCCCUGUUCACCACUGGCUAACAACACACAACGCAUGUGUUUGAGACUGUAGCUGGGGGGCCAGUAUGAAAAAUGUAUGCACUCACUAACUGGAAGUCGCUCUGGAUAAGAGCAUCUGCUAAAUGACUAAAAUGUAAAUGUGAAAUGAGAUGCAAGCCCCCCCUCGCCUUGAACCUCUUUGCGGCUCAACAAUACUAGCUAUCGUCACAACACGUCUGUGACUGAGGCUGAGGCUGCUUCUAGGAGGGAGUGGAGUACAGUAAGCCCCCCCUUACUACACCCUGCUCGACAUUACCACAACUGAGACAGAGGCUGUAUUGCCGGGGUGGAAUGGGUUGCAUGUGUAGCAUUCCUUACUAAUGAUCCAGUUUGUGUAGCUGUCAGCUGGGAGCUAUUAAAUAUUGAACACACUGACUGAGGAAGAUGUGAAGAAACGACCAGCCAUCUCCAGCAGUGUGUGUGUGUGUGUGUGUGUGUGUGAGUGUGUGUGUGUGUGUGUGUGUGUGUGUGUGUGUGUGUGUGUGUGGUGUGUUGGUGGUGCGUGGUGGUGGUUGGUGGUGGUGGUGUGGUGCGUGCGUGCGUGAGUGAGUGGUGGUGCGUGGUGCGUGCGUGUGUGUGUGGUGGUGUGUGUGUGUGUGUGUGUGUGGUGGUGUGUGUGUGUGUGUGUGGUGUGUGUGUGUGUGUGUGUGUGUGUGUGUGUGUGUGUGUGUGUGUGUGUGUGUGUGUGGUGUGUGUGUUGGUGGUGGUGCGUGCGUGCGUGCGUGCGUGCGUGCGUGCGUGCGUGCGUGCUGUGCGUGCGUGCGUGAGGACACUGCCUGACCUUGUGUGUUUUGUGUGUGUGUGUGUGUGUGGUGUGUGUGUGUGUGUGUGUUUGUGUGUGUGUUGGUUGCGUGCAGUGCGUGGUGGCGUGCGUGGUGCGACGUGCGUGCGUGCGUGCGUGCGUGUCGUGCGUGCGUGCGUGCAGUGUGUGUGGUGGGUGUGUGUGUGUGUUGUGUGUGUGUGUGUGUGUGUGUGCUGCGUGCGUGCGUGCGUGCGUGCGUGCGUGCGUGCGUGCGUGCGUGCGUGCGUGCGUGCGUGUGUGUGUGCGUGCGUGAGCAGCACCACACUCCACUGAAAGACCCUUCCACUGCUUCACUACUGUCUCCAUUAUCCUGUCAUAGAUAAAACAGUCCAGCACCCAUCUGAGGACCAGCAUAUUUCACCUUUAUUCAUUUUAAUGUAUGAGUUACAUUCUAGUUUCGGGUUGAAACACCUCGUGUCGUGUCGACGGUCUGAAACAUCAUUUAAAACCACUUAAGCUGCCUCUACUGAUUUUUUGUCUAUCUGUGUCCCAAAUGGCACCCUAUUUCCCUAGUGCAGUACGGACCUGGUCCAUAUGGAACAGGGUGCCAUUUGGGACACAGUCCUGGUUUUGUAUAUCUAUCUCGUUAGAAGUCAACAUGGCUGCUAACAUGUUUAGUCGUGCGUUAAAGAUAUAUGACUGAUAAAGCGCUAAAAUCUAGUGAGAGGCUUUUAGUAAACAGGAUUAGUUCAAAGCUGUCAACUAGCUGUUUUUCUUUGUUUUCACUUUCACUCAACAGAGGAGAUGUUCUUUCUUCUUCUUUUACAUGCAUACAUGUGAUAUCAGCUAGCGUAAAGAAUUUGCCUGAUACAUUUUCGCUCGAGGGGCGAAACUUGUCAUUAUUUUUUUCUGCGAAGAGAAGAGCCUGGGUCGGUGGGUUUCAUGUAGUGGUAAAGACAAUGUCCGAGGGGCAGCUGAGCUGUGGAUAAAUCCUAGUGGCACUCAGACCAAUCUAAUUACAUGAGCCGAGGGCAUCGGCAGUCAGUGUCAUUAGGCCCCGAGACGACAGGAAACUAAAGACCAGCCAUCUCCGAUGCGUUCAGACAUUGGAACAAAGGGGCCAUAUUUAUGAUGUCAUCUCCGUGAUAUUUAUGCUUUAUUAUCUUAAUUAGAUGAACGUUGUGAGAGAUUUGCAUAGCCAGCAGUAGAAGCAUCUUAAAGUAACUACCCAUUGUUUCCAGAUUUCUAUGAAAUAUGACCUAUAAUUACUUACAAUAUGAGUAAAAUAGUUUUCCUUCAAAACAUUGUUAAUCUGGUUUGUUAAAAGCAGCUUUUCUGUGUUGGAAUGGUGUGGGCGUACCCCAACAACAGAAUGGUGUGGGCCUGUAGCGGUCAUAAAAAAUAUUCAUGUGAGUAGAGUGCUGAUUGGCCAGCUCAUCCUCCUCUAGACAGCUGAUUGGCCAGCUCAUCCACCUCAGAGAAAUGACAUCAUGUUCUAUGAGGAAAUAGCGUGCCUUUUUAAAAUGAUCUGUUUGAGAUACAAGUUUGAGAUGGGGUUAUUGAAGUGUUCUUUCUCCAAUUUAUGCUUUGGCCACAAAUACCCUUAUAGGACGAGUCAACAACAUUAUUUGGAAAUGAGUUAACGUAAUAUGAACUUUUUAAAAUGUGAUUUUCACUGGGCAGUUCCUUUAAGUGUUUCUAAUGUAAUGAUUUAAUAGGACAUGGACAUAUGGCAUUGUUUUUAUUAGAUUAGCAUACUGGGUUAACGCAUGUGUCACAGUCAGCCACACACACUGGUUUGAGGAUGAUUGCAAUUUGUAGACACUACGGUUCAAAAGUUUGGGGUCACUUAGAAAUGUCCUUGUUUUCGAAAGAAAAGCACUUUUUUUGUCCAUUAAAAUAACAUCAAAUUAAGCAGAAAUACAGUGUAGACAUUGUUAAUGUUGUAAAUGGCUGUUGUAGCUGGAAACGGCUGAUUUUUUUUAAUGGAAUAUCUACAUAGGUGUACAGAGGCCCAUUAUCAGCAACCAUCAGUCCUGUGUUCCAAUGGCACGUUGUGUUUGCUAAUCCAAGUUUAUCAUUUUAAAAGGCUAAUUGAUCAUUAGAAAACCCUUUUUGCAAUAAUGUUAGCACAGCUGAAAACUGUUGUGCUGAUUAAAGAAGCAAUAAAACUGGCCUUCUUGAGACUAGUUGAGUAUUCCUCUGGAGCAUCAGCAAUUGUGGGUCCGAUUACAGAAUCAAAAUGGCCAGAAACAAAGAACUUUCUUCUUAAACUCGUCAGUCUAUUCUUGUUCUGAGAAAUGAAGGCUAUUCCAUGCGAGAAAUUGCCAAGAAACUGAAGAUCUUGUACAAUGCUGUCUACUACUUCCUUCACCAGAAUAGAAAGAGGAGUGGGAGGCCCGGUGCACAACUGAGCAAGAGGACAAAUACAAUAGAGUGUCUAGUUUGAGAAACAGACGCCUCACAGGUCCUCAACUGGCAGCUUCAUUAAAUAGUACCCGCAAAACACCAGUCUCAACGUCAACAGUGAAGAGGCGACUCUGGGAUGCUGACCUUCUAGGCAGAGUUACAAACAAAAAGCCAUAUCUCAGACUGGCCAAUAAAAAGAAAAUAUUAAGAUGGGCAAAAGAAGGGGGACCAGGGCGACCAGGGGGACCAGGGGCAACCAGGGGGGACCAGGGCGACCAGGGGGUCCAGAUUGGAAAAAAGUGUUAAGGACAAACGAAUCGAAGUUUGAGGUGCUCAGAUCACAAAGAAGAACAUUUGUGAGACGCAGACCAAAUGAAAAGAUGCUGGAGGAGUGCUUGAUGCCAUCUGUCAAGCAUGGUGGAGGCAAUGUGAUGGUCUGGGGGUACUUUGGUGGUGGUAAAGUGGGAGAUUUGUACAGGGUAAAAGGGAUAUUGAAGAAGGAAGGCUAUCACUCCAUUUUGCAACGCCAUGCCAUACCCUGUGGACGGUGCUUGAUUGGAGCCAAUUUCCUCCUACAACAGGACAAUGACCCAAAGCACAGCUCCAAACUAUGCAAUAACUAUUUAGGGAAGAAGUAGUCAGCUGGUAUUCUGUCUAUAAUGGAGCGGCCAGCACAGUCACCGGAUCUCAACCCUAUUGAGCUGUUGUGGGAGCAGCUUGACCGUAUGGUACGUAAGAAGUGCCCAUCAAGCCAAUCCAACUUGUGGGAGGUGCUUCAGGAAGCAUGGGGUGAAAUCUCUUCAGAUUGCCUCAACAAAUUGACAACUAGAAUGCCAAAGGUCUGCAAGGCUGUAAUUGCUGCAAAUGGAGGAUUCUUUGACGAAAGCAAAGUUUGAAGGACACAAUUAUUAUUAUCAUUAUUUCUAUUUCUAACCUUGUCAAUGACUACAUUUCCUCUGCAUUUUGCUAUAUUUCCUAUUCAAACUCAUUUCAUGGAUGUUUUCAUGGAAAACAAGGACAUUUCUAAGUGACCCCAAACUUUUGAACGGUAGUGUAUAUAAAACCUGAACAGAUAUAUACAGUAUUAGGUUAGAAACUGAAAAAAGAUGGUAGCAUUUGUAAUUGCCAUUUAAAUGUGGGCUUGGUUUUAGUGUGAUGUUACAGUACAGGACUGUAUUUUCGUCAUAGAAUAUUAUACGCACAGUAUGCAGGAUACAGUAAGAGAUUCAAUUAGCACUUACCAAAGUUGAACACUAAGUCAGUUUGACAGCAAGUCAGUUUGACAGUAAAUCCGUUUUACACUAAGUCAGAUAUACAUUAAGUCAGUUUUACAGUAAGUCAGUUUUACAGUAAGUCCAUUUUACAGUAAGUCCGUUUUACAGUAAAUCAAUGGUACGUUAAAUGAGAAGCACGAUGGUGAUGGCACUGCAGCAUGUUGCAUCAUUACGUUUACGCUAAUGCAGACAAAAUGUUCACAUGCAUUUUUAUUGAGUUGCAUUUUGGGGGAUUUGCCAGGUUGUAGUACUGUAUCACGCAUUGCAUCCGUCCCGUCCUUACCCCACCUCACCCCUUCCUCACCCUGUAGUCUCCUGUUCCUGAUUCUAACCUGUCUUGCCUCUUUGCUUUGGAAAGCUUCUCUGACUUUUGAAAUGAUUGUGCUGUGUUGUCUUGGUCUACUAACAUACUUACAGUACAUUUGUAAGACUUUACUGUAUGUGAUCUCGGCCAUUCCAUUGCUCCUCACACUCUCUCGCCUGUGAUUACAGUCGAAGAGGAACAGCAGUCAGCUGUGUCGCCUAAAAAGAAACAACGCAACGGAAACACGAGGAACUCACCCAACGGUUCACCCAAAAUGA
Coregonus sp. 'balchen' is the source of this 48285-nucleotide messenger RNA. Lineage: Eukaryota; Metazoa; Chordata; Actinopteri; Salmoniformes; Salmonidae. The record is from the annotation of a GenBank genome assembly.